Molecule: messenger RNA, 54189 nt
Organism: Podarcis lilfordi (Lilford's wall lizard)
Lineage: Eukaryota; Metazoa; Chordata; Lepidosauria; Squamata; Lacertidae
Source: the annotation of a GenBank genome assembly
GUCCCGCCUCUCUCCGGCGGGCGGGGGCUGAAGGCGGCUCUGCCGGACUUGGCCGCGGUGGUGGCCGGGAUUCCGUCGGCGUCUGAGGCCGGGAGGGAAGGAGGGAGGGGACUGGCGAUGGCAGGAGGCGGCCGGAGCGGCGGAGGCGCCGGGCGGCGAGGGAGGCUGUGAUGGAGCACCUGGGGCGCUAAGAGGAGCCUCGUCCUGUCCAGGGCCCCGGCAUGGCUGGCCUCUUCAAGAAGCAGAUCCUGAAGCACCUGUCCAGGUGAGCGUCGGCAGGGGACGCCCUGCAGGUCUCCCUCUUCGAGUGGCGCGGAGGCAAAAAGGGGGGAAAGGAGCCCUUGAGGGGGGCAGAGGCGAAUGGGGGUGCGGGUCCCCGAGAAACCUUCCUCUGUGGCAAGGGUCUUUGCGACAGCAGAAGCCACGAGGGAAAAGGGAAAAGGUUCACCAGACGGAACCCCCCCCCAAUUAUCUGCCUCCCACAAAAUGCUUGUUUUCUUGUGCACUUCUUUCCCUUCCCCAGCCCCCAAUUCCAUUUGUUGCCGUCUGUUCUUCCAUUGGGUCUGCCCCCUUCUUCUGCCUUGCCCGUUUUCUGUCUCUUCUGCCCUCUGCCCUGCCCCUUCCUUGGCAACAGAAGAAAUCCUGCUUUUGAAUGUUGCCAUUUAAUCCUUCAGCUCUGGCCGUAAUGAUGUUGGAGAUGACCCCCCCCCCGACUGUUUUAUAUUGUGUGUGUGCUAAAAAUCUGUUCCUUUGGCUUCCUCCUCUUCCAGAUUAGUUUAAAUUUUGCACAGUGAAGGCUGAACAUCUUCUCUUAAGGGCUGCUUAUAGUUCCGAAGCUUGCAUCUUUCUGGCUUGCUUGUUUGAAAUAAGUAAAAAAAUGAAAAUAAUUCUCCCGCUGGCGACCGGAGUCUUAAACAAUUGAAGGACCGUUGCAUGAGUUAGUUUUUUCCCUUUGCGUUUGGGAUUAGUAACAUGAGAGAGGGAGACAUCUGUUUCAAGGUAGUUAGUGUUUUAGAGUGUGGGGAGGGCAAGGACAGCACAAGUAAUAUAGCAAAUCUGAGGAGAAGCAUAUGCUAGGAUGAGCAGUCCAUAUAUAUUCCCUCAAUAUAUUGAGGGAAGAACAGUAACAAAUUACUGGUGCAUACAGUUGAAACUCUGGAAAUCUGGGCUCAUGCCCAACACUAAAUUCACCAUCUGUGUUGUUUGUACACAGUACAUAUUCAUGCCACAUUUCACUUGUGUCAUCAUUAUUUGUUAGCAAGCUGAUGAUAUUUCUGGCUGUCACUAACAUAGAAAACGCCUAAGUUGGAAAACAUAGGACAAACUGUGCUAAUUCAAAAUAUGGUGUGCUAGUUUUCAUUUGAGAAUCCUACCCAUUUGGGGCUUUAAGAAGGUGCCUUUUGUUUAUAAUACUGACCAAAAACUGAGACGUGAAACAACUUGCAAGAGCCUGUCCGUUAAAUUAAAGCUUUUCCACAUGAUCAGUUAACACGUGCCCCGGUCACAUUAUUUCCCCUUACUCCAGUAGUCUCUCCGUUCCUCAUUAUCCAGCCUGCACAUUGUGGGGGAAAGGAUAGCAUUGCUGUAACCAUGUUGCCGUCCCUUCGCUCCUUCCCUUCUUAACUAUGGCUAUGCAUUCUGGGGCAGGUAAAAGAGAAUGUACAAAUACUGGGGGAAGCUGGAGGGAAGACUGCUUGCUAUGGCUUCUUGCCUCAGGUUCCAAAGAGCAAGGGGGCCAUCAGUGUGAAACAAGGCAGCUUAGAGCUGAGACUACCUGCAGGAUGCUAUAUGCAUUUCCCCCACCCCAAUCCACUUCUUCCUUUUAAGUAUUUUUGGAGAAAGGGCAUGUGGUGGUGCUAUGAGACAUGGUAGCCCUUGUCUGAUAAAGAACUGUAACAACAUUAAACUGAAAAAUUCACAGAGUAGCAUAGGUGGAUGGGUAUAGUUGUACCGUGGGUGCAAAUGAGAACUCCUGGCUGUCAUUGAUAGUAGGUGCAUGUUUGUUUUUAAAGUAAAUUCCCAUGCCUCUCCCUGUCCAAGAGCCCAAAAGGUAACUUACAUAAAGUUAUUUCUAAAAUGAAGUAAAACUUCCAAACAGCGAAAGAGCCAAGAAGAACAAAUUACAGAAAUAUGACAACUGUACAGCCAUAAGCCAUAUAAUAUCUAUUGUAAUUCUGCUAGCUAAAAUGUUAAUUUUCCUUUCCCAGGUAAAAAAUAUUGCAGUUCAAGCACUGUGAAAAUGUGAUAUUCUUGUUAAAGAAGUGUGUAGAGCCCUUACAACGAAUGAAUAAUGAUGGCAACUGCAUAAAUGUGUGGAAAAAUCAUUCGGACACUUUUAUUAUGUAGGGGAAAAAAGUAGUCUAUGAAAAUCCAGCAUAAAGCUCAGUGAAUAUCUUGAGCCAUGGUUUGCAGCACUGGCCCUCAGCUGCUAAUCCUGAUAUUUUGAAGCUUUUUAUAUGACUGAACUGAAAGUAAUAUAGAUUUGACAUCUAGCAGAAUAACACAGAAAGACUUGAACUAAAGUUCCUGGUCUGUAGCAAGCCUGUAAAUAUAUUCAGUGACUCACCAAUUACUAAUAGGGCUGCUUUUAAAGGAAUGGUACCAAAACAGAAGUACACUCUUGUUAAGUUAGGAAUUCUCGUUUCUCCAUCUGCUCUUAUUUUGGUAGUGAAUGAAGGAAAAUGCAUCAAAACUGUCAUAAUAUAUUAAAAUAGCUGGUAGGCUUGCAAAACACAUAUUCCCUGCCAUAAGGCAAACUGUGUAUCUAUUUUUUUCUGUGACUGCAGUUAUCUUAGGUAAAAUACAAAACCUAAAGCUGAAGUUGCCAAUGUCUGCAGUUUAGAAACUAUUUAAUGGUGAAAGAAUGGGAUAGGAGAAGGUUUAUCAUGAAGGAGUAACACUGAUGACAGCAAACAGAGGGUUUAGUUGGUUGCAGGCAGCAUAUAACUAGAUAUAAGAUGAUUUAAGAAGUCUUCCCGGUGUCUGCCAUGCUUUUCACAGGCCAGUGUUUCGCCGCAGGAUGAGGGCCUCUUGUGAUCAAGCAGAAAGACAGAAAACACCCUUUGACUGGAUCUUCCUACGUGGAAGGAGCCUGGUCAAUUUAGGGAUAAGACAGAUGUGCACUGAGAAGGCAGAGCCAGCCAAGCAUUUAUUUUUUUGCUCUGGCAGAAUCAAAAUUACUUCCUACCCAACAUAAGCUGAUCACCAUAACAAUAUUUUACUAAAGAUUAAGACUUGAUCAAACUAUUGUUUUCAGAUUCCUAGUUGCACUGGCCAUUCUUCCUCCCCUUUACAACUCUGCAUCCUGGACAGCUGGUAGAGAUCAGAAGGCUCUCAAUCACCUGUCCUGCACUCCAAGGGACCUCAUCCAUCCAAUGAGUUGAUAAGCUGCUUCUGUGUAGCACUUUCUUCUAGGCAGGGGCUGCCAUGGUUAGUAUGGAGAGAACUUAACUGUGAGACUGGGUUUGGACCACACACAAGCCAAACCUUGGUUUAGUUCAGUGUGGCACAGAAAUAAAAUGGACCAGGAAGGAGCAACGCAGCUGUGAGCUUUUUUCGGGGGGGGGGGGGCUGUGCAUUUGCUUGGCCUACUGUGUUGCGCAAACCAGGAUUGGAGAGUUGCUAUAGAAACACAGGCCGUUGCAGUGAUUUACUUUGUUUUUAGUAUUCAGGCUCCCAGGUUGUUUCCUUCUGGGUCAGUCUUUUCUGCUGUUGAAUCACUUAACUCCCGAGGGUGGUGGUGGUUGGUUGGGGUUUUUUUGGCAUGGGGGUUGCACAAUGUGCAUGUGAAGGAAUUGCUGCUUUGUCACUUACUGACUCUCACCAAUAGUUUGCUUGCAGGCUUUGGAGUAUCAAAUGAUACAUGAUCUCAUGAUCAGUGGCAUACAGUAUUUAGCCUAAGGAUGAGAAAUAGUCUGGUUAGAUUAAUUUCCUCUUUUUUCAGUUCAUGUAAUACCUCAGUGUUUGAGUGGCUUACUGUGCUAAGACCAUUUUCCCCUCUAAAGAUUUUCUUAAAGAAUGAACUUCUCUGCCCUGGCUUGAAAAAUAUUUGAAUUGUGAUCUCUUGAAUAGAAUGACUUAAUUUUAGUCUGUGUUUAAAAUUUCAAACAUUUCUAUUGAAUAGUGACCACAUUUCUUUUAGGAUUCUGCUUGUACUGAAGUUUUAUUGUGGGUCUUAGGAAUGUAAACUUCCUUAAAAUAAGUGACUAUUGUUGGAUAGCUCAGUUGGUUAGAGUGUGGUGCUGGUAAUGCCAAGGUUGCAGGUUCGAUCCCCGUAUGAGAUAGCUGCAUAUUCCUAUAUUGCAGGGGGUUGGAGGGAUUCACUUAUAACUUUACAACUCUAUGAUUCUGUGGCUUGAUUUUCAUAUUCCGUUGCUGCAGAAGAGGACCAGGAAGAAAGAUGAUGGAAUUGCUAGUUCUGCUUCUCCUGACUUUCCUUUGAUCCCAUAUACAAACUGCAUUUCACAGAUGAAGAAAAAACUAAAUGAAUUAAACAGGGCUAAUUUGUCAUUUCCAGAGAAUUACAUUUCACAGGAUGAAUGAAGUGUGAUUGAUUUUCCCCCCAUCAGAAAUGCUUGGCUCAUUCCAGUAAGCAAAGCAAGAAAUGUUUUUCAAAGAAAUACCUGUAAAGGUUUCAGUCAUUCGCUAUAUUGUCUUGGUAAAAGUGAAAAUGAAAUUGUAACAAGAAGAACCCCAACUUGUUGAUUCGGUCAGCCCAAUCAAUAAUCCCAUAGCGUCAGCUUCUGAACUUGACAAAGUAGGAGUGGAACCACUGCAAUGAAUUCAUAUUGAGCCUAGGAAAGAAUUCUAUUAAAUUCUUCCCUAUUUAGGACAUUGUUGGGAUUUUAAGUUGGCUGUUUCAUUGGCCUAGUGUGGAGUACCCAGUGCUACUGGGGAAAUCAGGUACUGUGUUUAGAGACUGUGUGUGCACACACACUAACUCAAUACUUUAAUCUGACCUAGGGAGAAUCUGAGUUGGUUCCAAAUCAAUUUGGAGGGGAGCUAGUGUUGAAUUGGGGUUAAUUUGGCAUGCUAUCUUGUGUCAAAAUGGUGCCCAGCGUCCAAAUAUAGAUGAAGACUCCUGCCUCUUGCUCGGGAAUCCAUUACACCAAAAAAAUCUAAGUGACAGUAUUGUCCACCAUCUGGAUAAAGAAUGGUGUCCUGCGAGCCACUGGCGGAGGAAUGGGGGGGGCAGGGGGAGCACACCGCCCCAGGCACCAUCAGGGAGUGGGGUACAUGUGCCAGCCACGCUCCCCCGCCUGCUCUCCGCCCCCAGUGCCAGAGCAUGCAGCUUCACCUCUGCUGCAAGCUCCAACUUCAGGAACCCUCAUGCUGAGUUUGGCAACGAUAUCUCAAGAGUCAUCUGAACCUAUGGGAAACAAAUGGACAAACAAACCACUUUCCAGAAUAGAUAGUAGAUUAUGAGAAUGUCCUAUUUAGAUUUUAUGCAAUAUUUUGUAAUAGGCUAAAACUGUACCUUGAUUCUUGUCGUCUAUAAUAUAAUGUGUAGUUAAUAAACAUCCUGGUUAAUCAUGAGACCUCAAUGAUUUCUGAAGACGAUCUUUCCAAAACCCAGAAGGCUCAUAGGAAAUAUUUGGAGUGAGUGAAAUAGAAAAAGGAAGUGUUUAGUCUGCUUUGGUGGGUUGAUGGAAACAAAACUGAAGAGGGAAGGGGAAGUACAAGUGAAGGUCACAGGCUGAAGUUCAAAAAGUGAAAGCAAAUUUUCUGGAGUUUCCAUACCUAGGUCCUUGGUGUGAUACCUGUCAUGAAGUAGUGAUUCUGUGAGCAAGUAUCGCUGAGUGGGGCCCCUCAGGUAGGUGGUAACAAUUAGUCCCCAAAGUGGGAGCAGGUGAUGGGGCUGGCUGGCUGCCAGCAUUCCCCAGUCCCUAUAAAUCUUCAAGUUAACCUAACGAGGGUUGAGCAGAUGAGACCAAUAGUGGGGCUAGUGGUCAAGAAGGCAGUUUCUGCACAUGCUGUAGAGGAAAAUGAGGGGCAGAAGGGGCUCGCUAAUCUGGGAAGGUAGCCCAUCCAGAAGAAGGAAAACUCCCAAACCUCUGCUGCCUUGCAGGGUAUCUUGGGGAGAAGAAAAGGCUAGGGAGUAAACUCUACACAAAUCUGGAGUGGAGUCCUUAAAACAGUUGGAUGGUGCCUUGUACACCUCCUUCCAGCAACUCCUGCAGUUAAGCUGGUGCCAAACGUAUUGCAGUCUAAACCACUGCGCCUCUUGGGCUUGCUGAUCAGAAGGUCAGUGGUUCGAAUCUGUGCAACGGUGGUGAGCUGCUGUUGCUCUGUCCCAGCUUCUGCCAAUUCUUCCCAGUUCAAAAACACACCAGCGAAAGUAGAUAAAAAGGUACCACUGUGGCGGGAAGGCACUCAUCAUGGUGUCCUGCUGUGCCAGAAGCGGUUUAGUCAUGCUGGCCACAUGACCUGGAAACCUGUUUUGGACAAACCCCGGCUCCCUCGACCUGAAAAGCGAGAUGAGCGCCGCACCCCAUAGUCACCUUCGACUGGACUUAACCGUUCUGGGGUCCUUUACCUUUUAUCUUUACUUUGUUAUCUGGGCAACCCAGGACAUACUGCCCAGGCUUGCACCCUGGGGAGGUCACUACAGUGCUGCUUACGCUGCAGUUUGACUUCACCCCACAGGCGUACUCCGUUGUCUCUCAAGACAGACGACUGCCAACAACACCACAAGUUGGAAAAGACAGCACAGCACUUGUACGUGCAGCAAAUACACUGACGCACAUGAAGCCCCCAGAGAGGGAUCCUGAGGUCCCUUUUGCCUUCCAGAGGUGGAAGUUCACUCUCUCCCUCCUCUGUCAGCCUCAACAGCAGGUUUUUUUAUUCUUUAGUGUUGCAAAACUGGCUUCUACUGUUCUCUUUCAAACAGACCUAGAUUACAUCAUCCUUGGGGGGAGGGAAGAUGCAUCAUGGUCUCAUAUCUCUUCCAUUGAGGAUAGCAUCAACUUAUUGAGCAAUUAGUCAGCAGUUGUAUUCUCUCGAAGAAAUGGAGGGUAUGGGUGUGUUUAGCUAGUUAAAAGUAUACUAUUUAAAUGGAGUAGGAGGAGAACAUAGAUAGUCUUUAGGUAUCUUCUAGAUAAGCUAGAAAUUAGGAAAAAUUAUUUAUUCCCCGUCUGCAAAUUGCCUUGGUUUGGACAAAUUUGUAUUUCUUAUUAAUUCUUUGACUAUCACUGGCUCUCCAAUGCCCAUACAUCCACACAAUAUUAUUGAAGAUUGCAAUAGCUCAAUGGCACAAAGCCCGGGCAGUGUGUGUGGAGGUCCUGGGCUGCCCAGAUGACAAAACACUCCCUCCUCUGAGCCGCGCUGAUGGGAAGCCAAGCAAUGGCAGAGCAUCCGGUUUGCAUGCAUAAGGUCCCUGCAGUCAGUGGUUUUCCUGCACCUGUGGUUUUCAAUCAGUGUGCCGUGGCACCCUGGGAUGCCACGAAUGAUGGUCAGGGAUGCCGCAGGCAACACUGGCCUCUGUCCCUCUUUCCUUCGCUCCCUCCUCUGAUGCCCUCUCAGGUCUCUGCCUCCCAAAGGCUUGCACAGCUGUUUGUUGCAGCAGUCCUGGCUACAAGCUCCCUAGGUGAAUGGUGCUUCUGGGGCUGGCCAAGGGGUGCUUCCCAGGUCCCUGUGGGGCAGUGUGAGGAGGCACCUCUCUUUGGGGCGGGGGCAGCUCAGAAACCAGGGGCAGCAGCUGCUCAGAGGAUUCCUAAGGAGAGCGGAGAAGAAAGGAGGCUGAGGGAACACUCCACAAGGGAGGGUGUUUGAAAGGGGUGAGGGACUGCCUGCUCUGCAGGCAAGGGGUGAUAUAACUGGGCUCCUGAUCCCCACAGGGGUGCUGCAGAAAGAAUGUAGUUGGUCGAAGGAGCUGUGGACCCAAAAAGGUUGAAAACCUCUGCCCCACUUCUACAAUUUGGACUGGGAAAGAUGCAUUUUUGAAGCCCUAGCACUGCUGCCUGUCAGUGUAGACAGUACUGUGCUAGAUGAACCAACGGUAUUAGGAAGCUUCCUUUGUUCCUAAGAAGAGCAGCUUUGCAUUCAUGACUGUUUUAUACCAAGUGGGGUCCUUGGCCUAAUUUCAUGCAGUUGGCAAGGGGCAGGCAGAAGGUUCCAGAACGAAAGAUUCACUUUGUUCUUUAACCUUAUACAGUGGUACCUCAGGUUACAUACGCUUCAGGUUACAUACGCUUCAGGUUACACACUCCGCUAACCUAGAAAUAGUGCUUCAGGUUAAGAACUUUGCUUCAGGAUAAGAACAGAAAUCAGGCUCCGGCGACGCGGCAGCAGCAGGAGGCCCCAUUAGCUAAAGUGGUGCUUCAGGUUAAGAACAGUUUCAGGUUAAGUACGGACCUCUGGAAUGAAUUAAGUACUUAACCCGAGGUACCACUGUAUACUGCUUUCAGAUGAAGGUUGGUAUACAAAUUUAAUAAAUAGAUUUAAAAAUUUUUUAAAAAAACUUUGUAUAUUCCUGGCAUGCACUCCCUGAGAUAUUACUCCCCAGGAAAGUGUCUCUUGAAAGUAAAAAAGUUUCCCCACCCUUGGUUUAGAUCAUAACCUCCUACAUGUAGCUGGAUAAUUUGCAAGACUUCGUUAAACUAGUGACUGUGGUUGCCUAAAAUAUCUGUUGCAGCUGAAAGGAAGUGUGAAACCACAAAACUUCAAACUGUUAAAAAUGGAUGAUCUUUUAGUGGAAUGGAACUUUUAGCAUAAAGAUGCACCCCCUAAAAGUGCUGUGUGUUUGAAAGUAAACCAGCCAGCAGUACACUCCUGGUGCUUGAAUUUAACCAUGUAAUGCCUAAAAUCAAGUGCACUUUGUCUCGAGCCUGAAGAUUAAACCAUAGAGACAAAGGUGAAACCUUUCUUUAGCCUCCCCAGCUAAAGGUAUGACAGGAAGCAUACUCGUAAGGCAUAUAGAAUCAUAGAGUUGGAAGUCAUCUAGUCCAACCCCCUGCCAUCCAGGAAUCUCAACCAAAGCAUUCAUGACAGAUGGCCAUCCAACCUCUGCUUUAAAACCUCUGAGGAAGGAGAGUCCACCACCUCCGUUUCACUGUUGAACAGUUCUUACUGUCAGAAAGUUCUUCCUGAUGUUUAAGUCGGAAUCUCCUCUCUUGUAACUUGAAGCCAUUGGUUUGAGUCCUCCAGAGCAGGAGAAAACAAACCUUCUCUAUCUUCCAUGGGACCACCCUCCUCUUUCUUUAGAAAUAAAAUGGGGAUAAGGCUCAAAUAUCUUGGUAUUGCCAAGACUUAAUGCUUGUAUGAUUAACAUAGACAAAAAACAUAUAGUCACAAGUGUAGAGAUGGAAAUGGUUUAGGUUGUGGCUAUCAGUUCUACUUGGUAAGAUCAGAACUCUUGGUGAUCCUGUUAGGGAAUAAUCUGUGUGUACUCAUUAUUUUACGUACUUAUGCACACUUUUUGCUUGGUUUGUAUGCUUUAAUCAUUUGUUUUCUUACGUUUUAUUAGAUCAGCUAAUGGGAGGGGGCACAUAAAUGCUCAAUAUAGAGUACUUUUUAUUCAGCAAAAAUUGAGAGUUUUAUCUGUUUGUCAUGCAGUAUCUCCCCUGAACCUAUAUUUGAAUGGAACUUGCAUGUAUAAGCAAUAACAUUACAUUAUUGAUUCAAAGUGGGACCCAAUCCAUUAGUUUGAGUGUGGAAGAAAGGAACCGACCAAAAUCUUUGCCGUUGGUCAAGAACUUCUGCAUGCAAGAAAAUAGACCAAGAUAGAUUUAACUACAUUGUUCUGAAGUGAGAUACCAUGAACUCUCACAAUCUAGUACACUAAGCCCACAACUUAUGCAUUUUUAAACUUGUGCGUAUUCAGCUUUACACAUGUGGCCGAGAAAGGAAGGAAGGAGGGAAGAAAGAAGAGUGGGCAGGGUUCUGGGAAAAGGACUUUGGCAAUUCCACCUGCCAUUGAACCCAGUGUGUUUUGACUACAUGCGAUUUUGGCUUUAGGUGUGAUCAAGUUUCAGGCUUUACUGUAUUAAUAAGAGCAUCCUGGUGGUAGUUGGCAAUACUUCUCUGUUCUUCAGUGUUAUUUCCUAAUUGAACUGUUGGCUGCACAAGUACACUAGCAGCCCGAGUUCUUAACAUGUGGUUUCCCUCCUUAAACUGUGCCUUUUUAUUCUCUCUCUCUGUGUGUGUGUACUAGAGUGUCAUCCAAGCUGCUACUUUUUUUUUUUUUUUUGUAGAAUACAUGUUUGGUACUCGCUCGGUUCUAUUUCUUUUCCAAACAGAGCUAUUUUUAGUUCUCUACUCUGAUGCCUUCCCAAGAUCAUCUUAUUACUGAAUCUGAAGCUACCCUGCAAUACUCCUUAAAUGUUUGUCAGUGUUCAGAAAUCAUUGAUCUUUUCUUCAACCCCUGAUUGAUUCUUAGCUAAACCAAAGGAACUCUUGGCUUUUAAGGCUAUGGAUUUGCCUGAGCGUCAUUCAUAAUUUUGCGGUGUAUAUUCCAAGGCUCUUAUUAAAUAGCUGAAUGUGUCUGGUAGUAAAUCUGCUUCAUUGGAUAUAUGAACACUUCCAAAAAGUAAAUUCAAAGAAUUACAGCUCUACCUGCCACACACGUAUUAAAAUUCCCACCAUGGUCUGCAUUUAAUUCAUAAAAAUGAAGACUUUUUGAUGUCUUAGUAUUAUUAAUCAUCUCAUUUGGGUACUGUCCUUCUUUUAAGGAGGUCAACAUAGCUGUCAUGAGGUUCCUUCAUUUAUCUUUACAGCAACCCCUUGAGACUCACUUAGCUGAGUACAAGUGGAAAAUGUAUCUUUUUUUACAUACUAUGAAAAUCUAGUUGGGUUAAUCUUAGCUAAAUGGCACAUGGGAUAUUUCCAAAUGGGAGUUUAAUUUGCAAAUGUGUUGCUUUGGCAACAGUUUUGUGUUUUUUUUUUAAUUAGUGAAUUUGUCCCUGAAAGCGUAAAUCCAUACAAGAUUGGGGGAAAUGUGGGUUGGCUUUUUGAUGCCAAAAGUAUCAUGUGGGUGCUGAAGGAAACUGGUAUGCCUGAGGAGCACUGACUCCACAAUAAACACUGCUAUGGAAGUACUGAAGGUCACAAAAUAAAGCAAAUAUCCAAUAUCUGGCAACCAAAAUGAUUUAUGUCUGUUAAGUAAGGUAACCAGGAAAUAUUAUAAAGUGUCCAGAUUUUUUAAAACUUUGUAUGUAUUUAUAGAAGUGUUUAUACACCUCCCUCUUGCAAAACACCAGAGUGCUAUACAACAACAUAAAAGCAAUGCAAAGCAGUCAUUUACAUGACUGGCUACUCAAGGAACAUUUUAUUAUUUAUUUUAUUUCAUAAAAAUUUUACACCACUUGAUUGUAAAAACAACAACAAACAAACCUCCAAGUGAUGUACAAAAAAGGUCAAAUAAAAUUAUCACUAAGAAUUAAGAGCAGUAAUUUAAGACCUUUGAAUAGUUAAAAUAACAAUAAACGAAGCAGAUUAAAACUCACAUCAACUUCUAAAUAUCUCUGUAGGCUUGUCUAAACAAAAAUGUUUUAGCAGGCGCCAAACAGGCAGGGAGUUCCGAAGUGUAGAUGCUGCCACACUAAAAGAUCAAGGAAGAUGGAGCAAAGAGAAAUUUUCUCAAAAGAGGCCUCUACCUCUCCCCCAGUGCCAUUUCAUAAAAACAGUUAUGCUGCCACUGCUGAAUCACAAUAGUACCACAGUAGGAGCAUGGGGAAGCCACUGCAAUUAAUAUCUAUGUAGGCUGUGUGUAGCAAACAACUCUUCUUUACCCUCAAUUUUUUCGAUAGCUGACCUAAAGGAGAUUAUAGAACGCUAGAAUGUUAUUUGAUAUUUAUCAUAAAUGUUUGGCUAACUAGGAAAUUUUUUUUGGAAUGGAUAUUAAAUUUUGAAAUUCAGGGUGUUCAGACAUGAACUUAGAUUCAAUUUUAAAGUGUACCUAAAAAUGUAGACUCCUUACAUCAGUAAGGAUUUUUAAGAAAACACAGAAAUAGGUUUGGCAUUUCAAAAGUCCACUGUGUAAAUGGCUUCAAUUCCAAUAGCAGAUCCCACAUAUAUACGGAAGCCACCACUCAAGUUACUUCUAAAUAGUGUGGCUGAUGUUACAAUGAGGUCCAGUAAUAGAAUUGUCAAAAAAGAUGAAUGUAUAGAGAACAUACUGGGCUGUUUGCCAGGUUCUGUUUCUUGAUCUGUUUCUGGCUUGAAUAGGUUGUUGCUGAUAACAAGUAGCAAUUUCAGAUUGCGAUGCCUGUAAAUAAGGGCAGUUCUUUACCUGAAGUUUCAUUAAUAGGGUAACCAUCUUCCAUAAUCGGAUGUUACAGUGAACAAGUCCUGUAUCACUCUCAUAGGUCAGGAAAAUCUAAUCCAUUAGAAUUAGCAGUCUCACUUAGUUAUUUGUAAGAGUUAAGCCAUCCAGCUGAAGUUAAUUGUGUCAAGGUGGAUCGAGUAGAAGCAGAAGCCUUAGAGUGCCACUCAAACCAAGACCCAUUGGAGCAACACUGCCACUGCUGAGUCUACAGCUCCACCAGGCCAUGUGUCUAGAUUUUCUCAACAAAUUUGCAAUUUAUCUAAAAAAAAAGCUCACCAACUUUUGGGUUUUCCUAAAAAAAAGGUGUAACAAUUUUGGGGUGUCAUGGUUUUUAAUUUUUGAAAUAUGGCAGCCCUACACUGUUUAUACUAAGCUGGGAGAAAGAAACACGUCUGCCUCAUCCAGCCCCUUUCUAGCAUGACAAAUCAAGGGUUUGGAUUGUUUUAUAUAUCACUAGAGAAGUUUUGAAGGUUUAGGAUUUACAAACCUAAAACAAUAAUCAGAACUUUAAAACUCAAUGAAGGACUAUAUUUGAUUUAGUUGUAGAAAGGCUUGUUAGCAAUGCCUUUUUGUGGAAAUUCUGGUAGAGUUGCUAACCAAUAGGUUAUUUACUGCUUUUAUAAAAUAUUCGGUCCUCAAUUUUUUUCAUUUAUUUAUUUAUUACGUGCUUUUCAGGACACAUUGUCCUUACAAGGUGAGGCCCUCCAAAUGAAUGAUGUUGGACUGCAAUGGCCUCCUUCCUUGACCAUUGGCCAUGAUAUCAGUGGUAUCUCUUGACCAUGAUAUCUCUGGGCUAAUGAAAAUUGAGUUCAAUGAUUUCUGGAGGCCCAGAGGUUCCACACACAUGCUUCAGUUAACUCUGGAAUUUGUAGUUUUGUUAAGGGGUUGAGUGACUAUUACAGGAAAUUCUAAUCACCUUCAGACCUAAUUGUGUGGAUAACAGGUCCCAGUGUGGUCUGAUUAAUAUCCCACCUCUGCCCCGUCUUAUAAAGUAUUGCUAGUGCAACUGAGCCAGGAUUAGCUAAAAUGAGUUAGCCAAGUUAGAAUCUACUGGUGUAUUGCUCCUUUGGUCAUGUACAUACAGGCAACAACCGAUUAAUGCACACCCCAAAAAUGCACAAUUGUGCACAGCACCGAACCAGGAUGUGACCCAAUAAUAUAAUAUAACAUGACACAAAAAGGGUGGAACGGGGAUGGAGCAGAAUGAAAUGGGGCCAUAAAAGGUCAGAGCAUGCUUAUAUGCGUUCUGCCAACAUGUGCAGGGGUCGGGAAUAGAACCCUCAUGUGAAGUGCUCAUCAGCUGUAUAUCCCCGUGGUAACCACAAUGCAAUUAUGAAAGUUGCCUACCUUUAUUGAUAUAUGGAAAAGAGAAACUUCUUUUCUGCCUCUUCAUUCUAAGGCUCAGUGUACACAUAAUGCCAAGCCAAACUAUGGCUUAAUGUGAUCCCAGAUAGGAGACUGUGGUGGCUAAACUCUUCCCCUGGUACUCCUGCUGCUGCUUCUGCAGAUAUACUAUCCAGGGCUAAGAACUCAGGCUGUGGUUUGUCGCCUCCAGACAAAUCAUGAGCCUGUGUUUGGUUGACAUCAUAAACCCAAACCAUGGUUUAGCACCAGGUAGUGCAGCUGCAGUCAGACUAGGAAAUAAGUGCAGUGGUUACAGUCUUCUCUCUGGGAACCCAUGUCUUCAUGCUAAGCCAUGGCAUGGCUUAAUGUUACAUGCAAACUGGGUUUAAUUAAUGAAGGUAUGUGAUAUACUCCAUAUUCUCCAGUGUUUCCUGUUCUAGUUUCCUACUGGUAAUCUUCCUGCAGUUUCACAGUUCAAAUCUAAAAGGAAAAUCUUUUUUGGACAGGCUACAGGGAACUAUUUGCUUCCUGUCUACUUCGUGAGCCUGAGAAACUAACAGACAGCCAAGUCGCCCUCCUUCCUCUCAAUUGUUAAAUUAACAUUUCUGUCUGUUGCCCGCAGAAACAGAUGAUGUGAGCUGGAACAAGUUACUUUUCUCACUUCUCAUUUUGUAUAUACUGUGAUAACAUUAGAAAAUGUUGCUUAGCCUGCCUGCCCUUGGCUGUUUGAGGCAGGGUGAUCUCUUGUUUGCCACAGGAGCAGCCACACAUUAAUGCAAAUAUGACUAUCUCUUUUUGUGAACUCAAGAUAUUUUUAGGUAUGUUGUAGAGUUCAUUGUUACUGACUGUUGCACUGCAGAAUGGCAUGAAAGUCAUGGCUCUGGGAAUAUAACAUGGUUUCACUGUUCACUGAUAUUACUGUUGGAUCAAUCCAUCAACCUCUGAUGGAUGAUUUAGAAGGAUUGGGUCCAGCAUCACUUUCGCUGUGCUUGUGUGCCAGUAUCCAUACUCAGCAGAGUUACAUCUCAACGCAGCUCCUUCCUUGGUAGCGUCUUUGGGGUUGGAGGUACACACAGUAGGCAAUAAACACUUAUGGAUGCCAUAAAGAUUCAGUCAAGUGUAGAACUUUACUUGACAGGCAUAAAAGCGUAUUGGUAGCAAAUAUAUACAGACAUUCACCACUGCCAUGGUCAAGGCAUGCUUAGAGUCCAGCAAGAGUCCAAGACUCUCUGUUUCUCUUACCACAAGACACAAGCAAGAGACUCACAAGUUAUACAGAACUAUUGGUAUCAAUACUUCCUGUCACACUGUGCAUGUCCAAAGAACAGUUCCCACAGAAAAUGUCCUUGCAUAGACAAAACAAUCUCAGCCUUCUGCUGCUUCUUGAGACUUCUUCUCUGUGCUUCUCUGUUUCUGGAACAAAUGAUUCUCUCACACACAGAGAGAAUAUCUAACAAUAAUUUCAUGCACUGAAUAAUAGCUUAGAAGAGAAUCAGAAGGCAGAGGAUUGUCCAGGUGAUACCUUUUCCUACAGCUGGUAGCACCUGCCUGAAAGUGCAAGAAAAGGUGUUGCAAGAAAAAGGUAUUAACUAGUACAAGGAAUUUGAGUAGCUACUGUUGUGGACUGUGCUUCCUGUGGUUCUACUGUUAGACUUUAGCCUGGGAUUUGCAUUAGCAGAGAUAGAUGGAGGCUUCACAGUGUCUAUGUGUAGCAUGCAAGCAUCAGGCACUCUGAAUCAGCAUGCCUAACAAAAAUAAAAUCCUAGCCACCUAGAAGCCAACUUGUAUAUUAGUUAUACAUUAGGAGAUCAGGAAAGUAGCCAAUUCCUAUGAGCAAUGUAAUGUGUGAAGAUGGCAACUCUUGCAGUACUGUGGCAGCCACUUUUGUGGACAAGGAAAUACAUAUUCAGCCACCCCUUUCAUGGAAGUUCCUUCUGUAGUACUGAAGAGUAUCUGCCUAAUUAUACUGCUCAUAUGAUUAGAUCAUUGUCUAUGCUACUAAAUGCAGAUAGAGAGGCCAGUGGAAUGUAUGAAUUAGCCAUAAAUUGGGUUCACCAGGUUCUCAGCUGUCUGUUCAGCAUCUGUUUCUUGCAGAGUCACAGCCAAACCUGGAACUGAUUCUACUUGUGACCAGAAUAGCCCUUGUUCACUCUUCUUUUCCCCGCUGAGUUUCUGGCAGAGUUUUGCUGAAGUCUUUGUGAAAGGCACAAUGAAGUAGUGCUUUUUCAGGCAAAAGGAAAUGAGAGAACCACAGGGUGUGAUUAACACUGGAAUCUAAUCUUACUCUUGCCAACAAUGGGGUCUUUUCUUCUCCACCUGCUGGGCUGCUGUGAAGAAUUAGAAUUAGUAAAGAGGAAUGUGUGUGAAAUGCUUUUGGGUUUUCAAUAAUUAGCAAAUUAUCAGGCGGAUAAUCUCAAUGAACUGGGAUCCAGAAAGGAUGAAGAUACAUUAUCACACAGUUUCAGUUCAGAUUGUUUCUUGUUGAGAACAUUUUUCUAUGGAGCUAGGUCCUUUGGAGAGAGGAAUGGGCAGGAUAACUUGAUCUGUUUUUCCCUUGACAGUCCCUGUGGCCUGUGACCACACUGAGAGACCUGGUUACAGCCUUAUUGCACCAACCCAGAGUGAUGUUGAAUCAUGUUAAUGUUAUGUGCUUUAAAUAGAACUAAUUUUUUGCAGAGUGAUAUAGUACUCUACUAGUUGCAGAUUAGAUACAGCCUAGGGAUUCGUGUGUCUAGAGAGAAAUAAAGGCUUAAAUUGUUCUCUCAUGGCCCUAUUCACAUCUUCAUUGUAUACAUCAGGGAGAAAACAACCCCAGCCACUGCUACCUCAUUGAAUAUAACUAAUUAAAUCAGGCACUCUGAAUCAGUAAAAGCUUGACCACCUCAGGAGUGUAUGCUAAUUUCUCUUCCUUGAAUUUCCAGUUUUAGCAAAAAGACACAACUCAUGUACAUGGUAGUAUCCUCUUCCUUGUGUUGGGGAGAAGGACCGCUCAGUGGUAAAGCACAUCUUUUGCAUGCAAAAGUUCCCAGGUUCAAUUCCUGGUAUCUCCUGAUAUGACUGGAAAAGACUUCUGUCUGAAACAUUGGAGAGUUACUGCCAAAUAGUCCAGUCCAGAGGUAGGCAGAAGGUAGAUCAGGGUCCACUGGUAGAUCUCUAGGUGAUUUUCAGUAGAUCAGCAAGUGCUUCUGAUUUCCAAUUGUCUGAAAAUAGCAACAACUAAAAUGUUUUCACUUUCUAAAUUAGGCUGAUGGUGUGGGGGCCCUUGGCCUAGCUUUGCUAAAGCAAUGCCUACAUAUAUCUGCCCAACUGAGCCACCAUUUUGCACCUGGCUCCAGUUGGUAGAUCUCAGGGUUUUUGCUGUUAAAAAAAAAUUACAUCCCACAAGUCAGAGGUCUGCUCGUCCCUAGUGUAGACAUUGUUGAGGUAGAUGACAAAUGGUUUGACGCUGUAUAAAGAAACUUCCUGGGGGUGGUGGUUAAGAGACUAAGAGCAAGAUAAAGUUAACUUUUGUAUUCCUUCGUACUCCCUCCCAAGGUUUGCUUUAACCUGGGUAUAAUUUUUCCUGUGCAUCAGUACUAACCAGAAUUGUGGCUAAUCAGGAUUGCCCUUGUACUCAGAGUUGAAUAACCACUUCAAGUCCUGGUUCUAGAUCUGAUUACAGCAGCAAUCCUGGCUACUGUUAAUUUGCAGAUGUAAUGUUACACUGCCGAGGGUGGGAGAAUGUGAGCUUGCAGAACAUUCAUGAUAUCCCUGUCAUUUUAAGCAAAUCAGGAAUGUUACAUCUAUAUCAGGCCAGAGGAAGAAAGUGAAAACAUACACUAGCAAAUUUCUGUCAUUGUGUAUCUGAACUUGGUAUUUUCACCCCUCCUCAUAAUGUUCCCAGUAUCAACAAGAGCUGGGAGUUUUCUGGGAUUGGGCAAUUCUAAGAGAUAGUUUUGGUAUGAGUGAUUCACAAGGGAGAGGGUAUCAGGCAAUCCUGCACAAUCCCACAGCAAGCUUGCUGUUAACCUCAGAUUGUGAUAAACUCCUUUCUUUUUGCUGCUUAAGUCCUGCCUCAUGCUAAAUGGUUGCUUACAGAAAGCUUGUGGUAACUUCACAUUAUGGUGACGAUAUAGUGAAAAUAUCUGAACAAACAUUAAUUAUGCAGUGUAAUAUUUCUGAAUAGGGAACACACAAUUAACUGGGUUUGAAAAAGUACAGCAAUUCUCUUUUGCAGUGGAUAACAAGGAGAUGGCUGGUGUAAGUUACUUGAAAGGACAGGACAAGAUUUUCCAGCAUAGAGGAAAACAGGUUCACAGCUGAGCCUAAGUAUAUUAACUCAUAAAUGGGCAGAGAAUUGCAGCCAGGGAUUAAAAGGGCUGAGUGUCAAAAGAGAAGUCCCAAGUAUAAAUUUAAAAGAAAUGCACUUCAUAGUUUCACUGCCAUCUUUGCUUUCCCACUGCUUGAUGUAUUCAUACCAAAGUCUAUUCUACUUUCCAUUCCACUCCAUUCUUCUACCUGUCAUUUUACCCUGAAAGCCUUUACAGUUUUUAUUCAGCAUUAGAACUAUCCUCAGUCAUCAUAUUGACUCUAAUAUCUGAGACCUACUCGGCAGGCAAGUGUACUGAAAGAUAUAUGUGUUUUCUAAGAGGAGGAAUUAACAGCUAAUAAUUAUAGUUACUAGCAACAAGAGAACUUAAUAUGCUCCAGCUGAAUUUUAUCCAGAUAAAGGUUGCUGUCUGUAUUAUUUUUUGCAGCAUUUUAAAUGUAAGACGGAUCUUAAAAUGUUCAUAUUUCUCACUAUAUAAUCUUGCAAAGGAGGACACUGCAAGAAGUAGACAAUUUCAUGACAUAAUUCUUACUUUACAACAAGAAUUAUGGUGAAUGAGCUGAAACUGAGAUGAAAGGUUGCUCUGUCCACUGAUCCAUGCAAGCUUUAGCUUUUUCUCUUUUUUCCCUUGGCAACAGGUUUACAAAGAACCUCUCUCCUGAUAAGAUCAACCUGAGCACACUCAAAGGACAGGGGCAGCUGACUAACCUUGAACUAGAUGAAGAGGUCCUGCAGAAUGUAUUGGAAUUGCCCACCUGGCUUGCCAUUACUCGGGUCUUUUGUAACAAGGCUUCCAUCAGGGUGAGUUAAAUUAUCAGCAAAAGCUUUUGCAGUACUGAAAGUAUUUCCUGUCCUGAUUACAUGCCAUUCUUCCUACUUUCGUACUAAACAAGUGCAACCCUCACUCCAAGCUGCUCUGGCUUUGUACCCAAAUCGCUAAUCUUCCCAUACGUGUGCUAUGAAAUCUGCUCCAAUAACUGGCACAAGAGGAUCAAGUUUUGAACCAAGAGACGCUGCAGAAAUUACAAGCAGACUGGUUAAAUUCAGUUUUAAAUUGAUUGUUCUGUUUCAUCUGAAUUUGUUCUGUUUAAAUGCAUAAUUGCAAGGAUUGUAUUUAGUAGUUGCAACUGAACAUUUACACACAGAGCGCAAUGUUCUCCUCUUGAAAAUGUUGCCCCAAGCUCUUUUUGAAGCAGGAAAUUGAUUUUUCAGUUGAUGUAAGCGAGUAAUCGUUUAAGCUCCAUUAGGAUUACCCAUAGUGACACAAACCCCGUGCAAAAUGGUUUAGGAGAUUGUUAAUAAAAAGUGCAGCUUUGAUUUGAACUGUUCCCAGAGUAAUGACCCCAUCGGCUCCUUUGCCUUCUUUGUUUAAUACUCAGAGCUGCUUUUCAUGUUACUGCUUUUUGAUAGGGAUGUUAAUACUUGCAACAUUUUAGGAACAUUUUAUCGGCUGAAACACCAGAAAUGUCUGUUCCUUCUCAGUACAUGUAUGGAAAAACCACUGGAGAGUUGAAAUUACUGAUCCUCCUUUUGCCAAUACAUUUAAAUUUUUUUCUGACAUAUGUAUUAAUAUGCUUGUUGAUAAAUUAACAUGAGAAGCAGCCCUUGCAAGAAAUGCAAAGCAAACACAAUAAGGGAGUGGACUGUUUGUUAUACUCCCAAAUAUGAGACUGUAUAACUAAUGCAAACAGCAAGAUUUCUCAUGUGUAACAUGACUCAGGAUUUGAUCUGCAUGCGCAUUGGCAAGCUUGGUUAUGAAAAAUGUAACAGGCCCAAUCUUUUUCAGGUUAAUGGAAAGUUACAUAAAAAACAGAAAUUACAGAAACUAGCGAGGUGAAGGUUUCGUUUCAUUGUCUCUAGAAAGACCAUCUCAUACUUCAGGGUCUCGGUACUGGAUAAGUGUUUUAAAAGAUAGCUGGAAAGGGGGCUUUGUAGCAAUUCACUAACAUUUAACAGCAUUUCAGGUUUUGAAUAAGGGUUAUGAGGAGCUCAUUACAGUAAUUACAGUCAUACCUCGGGUUGAAUGUGCUUCGGGUUGAGCGUGUUUGAGUUGCGCUCCGCGGCAACCCGGAAGUAACGGAGCGGGUUACUUCCGGGUUUUGCCGCUCGCGCAUGCGCAGGCGCUCAAAAUGACGUCACGCGCAUGCGCAGAAGCAGCAAAACGCAACCUACGCAGGCGCAUCAUCGCGUCUUACGUUGCUUUCAGGAUGCGAACGGGGCUCCGGAACGGAUCCCGUUUGCAUCCUGAGGUACCAUUGUACAUUGAUUGGGAUACAAAGAUGAAGUUAACAUAACAAUUAUGCAAGGGGGAUAACUGAUUGGGGAAUCCUCAGAUGCUCUGGAGUAGGGGUAGGCAACCUAAGGCCCAUGAGCCAGAUACUGCCCAAUCGCCUUCUCAAUCCAGCCCACGGACGGUCCAGGAAUCAGCAUGUUUUUACAUGAAUAGAAUGUGUCGUUUUAUUUAAAAUGCAUCUCUGGGUUAUUUGUGGGGUCUGUCUGGUGUUUUUACAUGAGUAGAAUGUGUGCUUUUAUUUAAAAUGCAUCUCUGGGUUAUUUGUGGGACAUAGGAAUUCGUUCAUUCCCCCCCCCGCCCCCCGCAAAAAAAUAUAAUUCGGCUCACCACAUGGUCUGAGGGGCAGUGGAUUGGCCCACGGCUGAAAAAGGUUGCUGACCCCUGCAGUCUGGAGGGUCUUCCAAUUCCCUGGAGCCUCCUUUCAUGGGUAUGGGAGAUUACAGAGAGGUGGAACUGGUAACUUUCCUAAAUGGGUGGAAAUGCCUUUGGCUGGUGCAGCGGGAUCUUUGGAUCCAAGCCAUUGUUUCCUGUUUGGCUGUAUAUUGUACUUGGGCAUCUGAUAAAGUAGGCAUGAAGGUUCAUGACACAAUAAAUCUAAAGACCCAAAGCACUCUUUGUUCUUUAUCAAAUGUCUUCUGCAUGCAAGGGUACAAGAAAUAGUAUUGUCCUCAAACAGCUUGUAUUUCCAUAGAGCUGCUUUUACAGUGUCACUUUUCAGAGCAGCAGUUUGCUGGAACUGAUCUUAUUACUGUCACCCUGAAUCUAUUUAGCCCUUGUGACAGUUCGUGUUUAUUUUACAUCUGCUUUCUUGUUACAGAUCCAGUGGACAAAGCUGAAGACUCACCCAAUCUGUCUGGUAAUGGCCUUGCUUACCUGUUAGUGAGAACUUGUAACUCUAGAUUGUUUCAGAAAAAGAGAGAGCAUGUGUUUUCAAUGCUGGAACUUAAGGCUAUAUACUUCUACUGUUGAUCAAAUUGGUGGCAGCAUAGGGCUAUUUCCAAUAUUGCAACUUUCAUUGAGAGGUAUAGUCCUGUAUAAUUCCAAUGAUUAAAAUUAAAAUGUGGGAAGGAAAGAACUGAUACCUAACUAGUGAAAUACACUGACUUUUCCAUAUAUGCAUUUCUGUGUAUAUUAGCCAUGUUUUAUAUUAUAAUGUUCCUUCUUGCAUUUUACUAGUUGCUUCCAAGGCAAACAUCUAGUUUUGAUUCAGUUGUGAUUCAGUUGUGUUAAGUCACUUCUGAGAUUAUUGCCUUACCUGUGUAUACUCAAAAAUUAUACACAAAUGCACAGCUUUGUGUUUUUUAGAGUAGUGACUUGUGAGAAUGAAAUAUUUUUUUUAACAUGGUUGUAAUAGGCUAAGUAAAGGUCUUUUCUUUUCAGAUCUAACAGAAAAAUGUCUUUUGUAUUGCAAUUUUUCUUUUUCUUUUUCUUUUAGUAGCUUAUUGUUCCUUUUGAGGGGAUGAGAAUACUGUUGGGAUUUUGAGGGGCAUUUGACGCACAUGGACAAUAUGUCAAUUCCUUACCUAGAAAUGUCUGUCAUAUAGAAAUGUUGCAAUAUGUAACGUAAACAUAAAUUUGCCCUGAAUCUAGGCAUACCUUUUAAUAUGUUUUAGUAUUUAAUUUUUGUGUGCUUUAUAGUACAGUUGUGAUUCUCCCCCCGCCUUGAUUUUACUAUUUUAGAUUUUGUAAAUCUCUUUAAGGGUUUUUAAAAUAAUCAAGCGGUGUAUAAAUGUUAUGAAAUAAAAUAAAUAAAAUAAAUUAUUGUGGAACUAUAUGUUUUCUUGCAGACAAGUGUUCCCUAAUUUGCCUUUUCUGGAAUAAAGUAAUGGUGGGAGUUGCCAACAGUUACAAGGGUAAAUAAUUUAGUAGGACGAAAAGGUAUUUAAUCCCACUUGUUUGCCAGUACUUAACUGGAGAUUCCCCCAAUCUCAAGGUUGUUUUCCCCCUAGCUAAAUUUACUUACAGUUUCAAAGCUUGAGUAGGCAGGAUAUAAAAUAAUAAUAGUAAUAAUAAUUAUAUUAAAGGGUGGUAGCCAACUAAGGUUUACUCAAAAGUCUAUUUCAAUGGGUCUCAUGAUAAUUUACCAGUAUUAAUACAAUUUUAUAAAGGACGAUAUAGAUUUGGGAAGCAUAUGAAAGAGAGAAGAAAAAUGAGGAACAACAUUCAAAACAGAGAACAGCCAAGUAGAUCAUACAGAAAACAUUGCUGUGUAAAUAAUUGUAUAAGGAGAUUUGCCCCAGGAAGGUUUUGAUACUUGAAACCUAUUGGGCUUACCAGACUUGUUUGCCUAGCCUCUCAUUUGUGCUAGUAAUUAAUCCUGCAGUUUCAGAAGGAGCCUGAAUAUCUUAAACCCAAACCUUUAGGAUAGCUAAUGAACACUUUUUUCUUAGGUAACUUUUCCAUGUCUUGUUUCCUUGCUAUGUUCACAGUUGUUGGAUAAAGUUGAAGUGGAGAUGCGGACAUGUGAAGAGCCCCGGCCACCCAAUGGACAGUCUCCUAUUGCCCUUGCUUCAGGACAAAGGUUAAUAUUGCUUGUAACCAACAUUUGUCAUUGCAGUGUUUUAUAUUACUUCUGCUUUCCCUGUUCCCAAAUGAUGUGUUGGGUCUGACUUUGUAAUCCAAGUUUUCUACUUUUCAAUUCCUGCUGCUUGAGAUUUUACUGAAAAUCUGGACACUUAUGUUGAGCCUGUACUACAGGAUACAGAGCCUGACUUCUGUAUUGACAAAUAAAGUAUUAUACGUUUAGACUCAAAACCACAACAAAUCCUGCUUUUAUAUGGCUUUGGUGUAAUAGCAACCCCCCUGUGAGUCUUGUGUAGUUUUUCCUUGAUCCUUUUCUUUCUUUUACAAAAUGCAACCAGGGAGGCUACAUUCUUUUGCAGAAACCUGGGGAAAUGAUUCUUAACCUUUUCCCUGCUUAAUAAUCCCACUAAGAAAAGUUACAGGUUUUUCUUUUCUUUUUCUUCUUUGCACUGUAGGAUCUAGAUGGGGGACCUUUUUAAUUUUUAUUUUUUAUUUGCAGCCUGGAGGUUCCUUACCCCCUGCUACAACAUUUCUGGCUUCUCUGCUGGAUGGGACUCUGUAAAUGAGUAUUUUUGUUAAUGUGGAAAGAAUUGUUAUGUGGCACUAUACAUAUUGUACACAGGUCCCACUUACUGAAAACAAUGGAAAUUGUUUGUCAGGCAAGCAUUCACAUAAUGAGUCCACAAUUUCCAUUGAUUCUUAUGGGAACAUUUCUAAUUGGGGAUGUGUCUCUUUCCCCUCUCUCCAUGGUUUCUUCUUGAAAUGGUUGCAGCUAACCAGCAAAAGUAAGACAAAGAAAAUACUGACUUCUCUGAUCUCUCCUGUUCCCUAGUUUGUCUGAUCUCUCCUGCUCUUUGAUUUUUCUGAUCUCACUACCUCCAUACCUCCCUGCAUGGUUUUCAUCUGAAAAUGGCUGUUACCAACCAGAAAAGCACAAACAAGCAAGGAAAUAAGGAAGCAGGCAAACUCCAGAUGUUUGGAUAUCUGAAUAUGCAGAGUAUAUAGUAAAAUUUAGGAAUAAUUUUUUAUGUUUGGAUAAGUGAAUUUUCAGAGUGGGCAGAUAGUGGACCCUGCAUGUAUACUCUGUUUAAUUAGUUGCAGCCACCAGAGUAGUACAGGCAGGGUGGCAUUGCUUACCUAGAUUCCGAAUGCCAUAUGUUGCUGCCAGUAACUGAGAAGUAGUGUGGUGCAGUGGCAAGAGCCCAUGCUGCCCCAGCAACUGCUACUGUGUUUCUUGUUGUUAAUGAUAAAUAGUAAGGGGUGCAGGUGGCGCUGUGGUCUAACCCACUGAGCCUCUUGGGCUUGCCAGUCAGAAGCUUGGCGGUUCGAAUCCCCACAAUGGGGUGAGCUCCUGUUGCUCUGUCCCAACUCCUGCCUAUCUAGCAGUUUGAAAGCACACCAGUGCAAAUAGAUAAAUAGGUACCAUUGUGGCGGGAAGGUAAACAGUGUUUCCAUGCGCUCUGGUUUCCAUUACGGUGUUCCAUUGCACCAAAUAUAACUUGCUCCUCUUUGUUUAUUACUGUAGGAUCAUAAUUGCUCAUGAGUGUUUCAGUUUAUAAAUUGAAUUCAAUUACUGAAUACAUUAUAAUAUCCUGAAACAUCAGAAUUUCACAUUCACGAGCAGAGAGACAUUUCAUUACUACAGUGCUCCUUGAUACUGAAGAAGGGUUGGAGAGUAUAAGCAUGGAGGUCACAUCUAGCUUGUGAAUCUGCUGUGUUUAAUACCAGCCUAGCAGAAACUUGUCUUGUAACAAUGUUAUGUCAUGCUGCAAUGAUCAGAUUUCCUGCCCUUUUAAAAGCCCUUUCCCUCCUUGCAGUGAAUAUGGCUUUGCUGAGAAGGUAGUAGAGGGUAUGUUCAUUGCUGUCAAUUCCAUCACCAUCAAGAUCCACUCCAAGGCCUUCCAUGCUUCUUUUGAACUGUGGCAGCUUCAAGGAUACAGUGUCAACCCCAACUGGCAGCAAAGUGACCUCCGCUUCACCCGCAUCACUGAUCCAAACAGGGGAGAGGUAAGACCCUAAUUAAAUAGUCUCUUAUUUGAAAUCUCUUCUGCUGACUCACAAGGAUUUGCAAUACAGUGGUACUUCAGGUUAAGUACUUAAUUUGUUCUGGAGGUCUCUUCUUAACCUGAAACUGUUCUUAACCUGAAGCACCACUUUAGCUAAUGGGGCCUCCUGCUGCUGCCGCACCGCCGGAGCACAAUUUCUGUUCUCAUCCUGAAGCAAAGUUCUUAACCUGAAGAACUAUUUCUGGGUUAGCGGAGUCUGUAACCUGAAGCGUAUGUAACCUGAGGCGUAUGUAACCUGAGGUACCAAUGUAUAGACAUUCAAUGACACCCCCACGCCCCCCUUUAAUAAUCUGCUACCUCUCCAGCUGGUUACAGCAACCUCCUUUGAAGCUAUACUUUCAAGGGGUUUGAAUCUAAACCAGCUUCCCACACACUGAGAAAGCGAACCUUCACACACUAAGAAAGUAGGGAACUACCUAGUGCUGCCAAUCUUGUUGGGGUUCCCUGUCUGUGCUUAUUUCUGCUGGCAGGGAGCCCUGUUUGCAAAGGAGUAAUUGGGAGCUCAUCUUAACCUUCUGGUUGUCAUGUAUGGGGCAGGUGGCCAUGGUUUGUGGGAAACAGCCUUAUGGCUCAAAUUGCAACCUGUGCCGGGCCUAAUUAGACCCAAAGGAUAGAGGAUGCUCUAAGGCUGCUGUUGGCCACAUCUCAUUCUGAAACAAGGUGGGAUGCUGAAGAGUUCUAUUGUUUCCCCUAGAGUGCAAUCACACAUUUUCUUCCUGUUUCAGUAAAGUAUGUUUCCUAAUUUGCUACAAUACAUUGUAUCCAUCUGUAAAAGUUCAGCAUUCUUCCCUUUUUGUCUUUGUGUUCUCUCUCCCCUCUGCAUAGGUUCUAACAUUUAAGGAACUCACCUGGCAAACGCUUCGCAUAGAGGCAGAUGCUACAGAAAAUGGAGAUCAAGAUCCUGUCACCACCCCGCUAAGACUUAUUACGAACCAGGGCAGAAUCCAAAUAUCUCUUAAGAGAAAGGCAAGUAUGGAAAGCGCAGUUGGAUGAAAUACUUAGUAGGCCCCACAAGUGUGUUCAGAUAACAUCCUUUGGUCUUCUACUGAAUAUUGGAGAUCUGAUAUUCUUUGCUUACGCAGUCAUUCUGCAUUCAAUUAGAAAGUCUGUGUUCUGUAGCUGUAAUGAAUUAUUAAAAUUUGCAUUUUAUUUUAUUUUUAUUUCGUAAGGUUUUUAUGAGGGACAUUGUGUGGCAUUGCAGUGUGGUGUAGUGGUUAAGAGCGGUAGACCAGUAAUCUGGUGAACCGGGUUCACGUCUCUGCUCCUCCACAUGCAGCUGCUGGGUGACCUUGGGCUAGUCACGCUUCUUUGAAGUCUCAGCCCCACUCACCUCAGAGUGUUUGUUGUGGGGGAGGAAGGGAAAGGCGAAUGGUGGCCACUUUGAGACUCCUCCGGGUAGUGAUAAAGCAGGAUAUCAAAUCCAAACCCUUCUUCUUCUUCUUCUUGCAGUAUGUUUUGUCUCAAACAGUAAUAGAGAGGAGUGGGAAUUCAUAGUUAACAUUAGGGUGUGUAAUAGGUGUAUAAAAGCAGAGGUCAAGGUACUGGAAACUAUGCUCGAAAAAGAAAUCAAACUCCCGAUUUAGGGCCAUCUCAAGUUUCCUCCCCCCCUCCAAAAGAAAAUAUUAUUUUUUAAAAAAAAAAACUUCAGCUUGUCCAAUUUCUGUCAUGUUCUCCAGAUUGCAUGCCCUCCUUUAGACACUGUGGUAACGCCCAUGGCUGUGCAGAUACCAAGCACCCUACAGAAGUACAUCAAUCUUCACAUAUGAUAACUUGAUUAUUAUAUACAAAUUCCCACAGUGAGAUGAGUGCUUGAAACACCCACACAGCAUAAUCUGUUCGUUUUCAUGCUCUAGCAAGUUUAACAACGCAGCCUGUUCCUUUCUUCUUCAGAUAAAAGUGAUAAAUGCUGAGCUAUGAGCAUGCCGGCAAAUGUAACUUCCAUCAGAUACCCGAACUAGAUAUCUGCAAUCAGCCAGAGGCGUUGCCUACUUCUCACUUUGCUGUGGUUGCACAGGUCCACUGAAAUUCAGUUAAUUAGUUCUGUGAAGUCCCAUCAGCAAAUAGAGUAAAUGUUUUUGGACCAGAUGUUUAUGCUAAACUUUUUUUCUGUUUAUGAGACAGACAAAGGAUUGUAAUGUGGUGGCAUCCAAGCUCAUGUUCCUUCUUGAUGACUUGCUGUGGGUGCUGACUGAUUCUCAGCUGAAGGCAAUGAUGAAGUAUGCAGAGUCCUUGAGUGAAGCCAUGGAGAAGUCAGCUCAGCAAAGGAAAAGUUUGGCUCCUGAACCUGUCCAUGUAAGCAGCUCUUCCUUACAUGCUAUGAUGGUGUUCGGUAGAAUAAAUAGAAUUUAUUAUUUAUACCCCGCCCAUCUGGCUGGGUUUCCCCAGCCACUCUGGGCGGCUUCCAACAAAGUAUUAAAAUACAGUAAUCAGUUAAACAUUAAAAGUAAAUAGCAAAGACAUUAGUGAAGAAGCUUUUACUGGGUAUAGAAUUUUCUGUCACUGUCAGAUGGCUGCCCUUUUGUCUUUCACAUAGUGGCCACUGCAGAGAUUUUGCUUGCUGAGGAACAAAACAUAUUAAAUAGAAAUGGACAGUUCUACCAUCUCUUUUCUGCCACUGUUUUUUUUAAAACCCUCUUAAGACCUCUUCUUCAAAUGUUUCAUGCAUUGGUAUGCCUCUUAUGCCCCUUCCCUCAUGUUCUCUCUUUAAACCACCCAUUAAAUUACACUAAUUGCCUUUUAAAAUCUUUAUUAACUUGGUGUUGAGAUUGCAUAAGCAGUCGGUGCUUAAGAUGAUCCAGUUUUAUUUUCCAUAGUAACUUUCAAACUGACUUCCUAAAGAACAUCCCACAGAUUUUUAUUUUUUUUAAGAAUAUUUUUUUAUUAACCGACCAAUCACAUCAAAUCAAACCAAAUUACAUAAAUUCCAAAUUACACAGCUGAAUUUUAAAUUUUUGUUGGGGGUACCCAUAUUUCAAGUUCCGAAGGGAUCCAAUCAACUUCUUGCUUCUUACUGCUAUUUUAAUGUCCACAAAUCUAACCUUAUGAUGUUCACAGUACUAUCCAGUCCUUUCUUAUUAUUUUUCCACAUCUCUUGUUGUUAUUUUCAUAUAUUUUUCCUUUCUCUUUGUGACCUCUGAUAGUCUCCGCAAGCUGGUUAGAACAGUUUGUAAUCCUGCGUGGAUAUUUUUUUUAUCCAGUAGCCAUAUCCAGACGUUUUCCAUAUAACAUCACUUCCAUACAUCAAAACAGUCUUAGCGUCAUUAAUCUUCACCAAUCUGCCUCCUUUCUCAAAACCUCUGAGGAGAUUCACUAGGAAUGCAGUCUGAAAAAAACAUCCCACAGAUUUUUGGCUCAGUAAUUAUAAGGAGAUGUAAAGUCAGUGAAGAGAAGAGAUGGGAAGAGCUUUAGAGAGGGCAGCCUUGUACUCAAAACUGAUGAAAUUCAGGGGAGUGAUAGUAAUAAUAACAAUAUACAUAAGAAUAAAAGAAGAUCCCUGCUGGACUUGUAAAGAGGCAAAGGCUUUCUGGAAAAUGAUAUAUAAUGAGUUAAAGAAAAUGUUUAAAAAUACUUUUGUUAAAAAACCAGAAGCCUUUUUAAUGGGUAUAGUGGGUGAAGAGAUACCAAGGGAAGAUAAAAGACUGUUUAUGUAUGCAACAACUGCAGCAAGAAUUCUUUUAGCCCAAAAAUGGAAACAACAAGAAGUACCAACAAAAGAAGAGUGGCAGAUAAAGAUGAUGGACUUGGCAGAACUGGCGACGCUGACAGAAAAAAUCCGAAACCAGCAAGAUGAAGUAUUCCAAAAGGACUGGACUCAAUUUAUAUGAUAUUUGAAAGAUUAUUGUAAGCAAUUAACAUCACUAGCAGGGUUGUUUGAAGACGUGUAAUGAUAAACUUUCUACCUUUCUAUAUUUAUUUAAAAUUUGAGUUAUUUUGUAAUGUGUGUAAUUGGAAAACAUACAAAAUACAAUGAUAUAAAGGUUAAUUUUGAAAGCCAGGAGGUGGAAGGGAAGGAAGUUGACAGGCUCUAAAGAGCCAGGGACUUAAAGUGGAGUGUAAUGAUGUGAACGUAUAUUAUUAAAUGGAAAAUAAAUAUAUAUAGAAGAUCCCUGCUGGAUCAGACCAAAGGCCCAUCUAGUCCAGCAUCCUGGUCUAGCAGUGGCCAGUCAGAUGCCUAUGAAAGCCCACGAGCAGAAUCGGUGCAAAGUAGCCCUCUCUCCAGUUGUGAUUCCCAGCAAGUGGUAUUUUGAGUCAUACUCCUUCUAAUACUGGAGGUGAUAUACAGUCAUCAUGGUGAGCAGCCUUUGGUAGCUUUAUCCUCCAUGAAUUUGUCAAAACCAGCAGUGGUGACCCACCAGCCUGGGAGCCUAGCUAGACCCAUCUCAUUUCUCUCAUCUCUGAUCUUAGAUCAGAGAUGAGAGAAAUACUGCCUGAUCUUUAAAUAGUAAGGCUAAAAGGCAACAUUUCUACCCAUCCUGAAGAUUCGUCAUUGGUAUCCCUCACUUGAAUUCAUGCUGCAGGUGAAAAGGAAGAGCCAAGGCUGCAAAAGAACAAUCUUCAUUUAAUUAGACAUUUUCAAAGCCUCACUCACCCCAUAUUAAAUUUCUGUUUCAGUAGAGCACCCUCUAGGGUUUUUCUUUUAGUAUAACCUGUGUUGUCUCCUUCCUCGUAAAAUAUAAAUCUAUUGUUUCACCUUGGUUCUAUAUGUAUAUGCGUAGGCUUAAUUUCUCUGUUAUAGAUCACGCCUCCAGCUCCGAGUGCUCAACAGUCCUGGCCUCAGUCAUUUGGGAACAGCCACAAAGUGAUCAGCCAGUACUUCGAGAAACAUGAUAUGAAAGAGUCUUCCUACCACCUUCUCAUCUCCCGUCUAGACCUUCACAUCUGUGAUGACAGUCACACCCGAGAGACAGGUACCCAAACAUAAACUGCGAUUAGGAGAACCUAAAAUUCUCUUUCCUUAUUCCCUUCCUCCCCACCCUAUCUUUUCUCAUGUGUCUAUCCAUUGCAUGGUCUUAAUUUUUGAGCUGUAAAGUUUUGCUAUUGAAAAGCUGUAUUUUAUAAAUGUUGUAAGCUGUUAUGAGGAGUCUAGUAAAAAAAAAAAAAAGCAGGUUACAAGUCUAUAUAAAAAACUAUAUGAUGAGAGACUUCUUACAGGCAUCAGUGAGGCAGUAAUCAUGGUUCAGAAGUGCCUAAGAGGAAAACUGCAUAUUUUGAGGAGAAACAUGAGGUUCCCAGCCCUUUAUUUUUCUCUUAAGGCAAAUUAUGCAAGAGGCACUUCCAGAGAAAAUUGGUGGGUGGGAGAAAGUGCUUUACUCUUACUCCAGUUAUUAUCAUUCUCUGCCAGUGAUCUUCCUCACAUAUUUUUAAUCAUUUCUCAUCCACUCCCAAACCUGGCUUUGAAACCAUAAGUAUGUUUGGGCUAAAGGAAGAAUAACCAAGGUGGAGAUAACAUCUAAGCACCCCCUCUCCUGCCCUAUUAUGCUUCCUGACAAAUUACCCUUCUUCUACGUUAGUAAACAUGAGCUUGGGGAUCUGUUUUUGCUGAGGUAAUAUGUAGUUCUAUCCUGAGAUUUUCAUUUUCAUUUUGAGCUGAAGUUUGGAUGGUUUUCUGAGGACACUGGUGGAAGUUGAAAAGCAAUUUACAUAAGCAAAUAGAACAGACACUUGAUCUUAUUGAAAACAACUUGAUUGCUUUCAAAUUCAUCUGGUCUCUUAUGACUUUUGAAUCCUGGCUGGGAAAAUCUGGAGUAAUUCAACUAAAUUAAUCUGGUGAAUUUUCUCUUGAGUUUUCUGGUGAUCUUUCUCUACUUGAAAAAAAUUUACCUCCUUAAGGAACCAUCUUGCUAUUUUGGUUUGUCCUAGUUUUAAUCCUAUUCCCGGGUGGCUGUUCUUCAUCUGCAGUGGUUGCUAUUGUUAGUAUACAGUGGUACCUUGGUUUAUGAAGUUAAUUCGUUCCAUAAGUCUGUUCUUAAACCAAAGUGUUCUUAAACCAAGGCGUGUUUCCCCAUAGCAGCAGGGGACUCAGUUUACAAAUGGAACACACUCAACAGGAACAUGUUCUGCUUUUCAAGGCAAAGUUCACAAACCAAAACACCUACCGUAUUUUUCGCUCUAUAAGACGCACUUUUCCCCUCCUAAAAAAUAAGGGGAAGUGUGUGCGUCUUAUGGAGCGAAUGCAGGCGGGAGGCUCUGCUCAGCACUACCUUUAAAGAGCCAUGUGGAGCAUGUGUGCGGCUCUUUGGGGCUUUUCCCUUGCCCAGGAGAGGCUGUGUGCGGCUAUCCCAUAAGCUAGGACAGCCAGCGGGAUCGCUGCGCUGCGAUCCCGCUGGCUGUCCUGGCUUCUUGCUUAGCCGCGUGCAGCCUCCCCCGGGCAGGGGAUGAAGGCUCCCCUUGCCCGGGAGAGGCCGCGCGCAACUAUCCCAUAAGCCAGGACAGCCAGCGGGAACGCUGCGUAGCGAUCCUGCUGGCUGUCCUGGCUUCUGGGAUUCAGAAUAUUUUCUUUCUUGUUUUCCUCUUCCAAAAACUAGGUGCAUCUUAUGGUCUGGUGCGUCUUAUAGAGCAAAAAAUACGGUACUUCUGGGUUUGCCGCGUUCUUAAUCCAAGCUGUUCAUAAACUAAGCUGUUCUUAAACCAAGGUACCACUGUAUAUCCCUUUCCCCCACAUCACUGACAGACUCUUUAUUAUUAGAAUAACAUGUCUCAAAAAUAUGUAGUUAGUUCUUUUACCUGAGUGCUAUUUCUUCAGCAUUAUUCCAAUUUGUUUUCUUUGUUUUAUUUCCCACAGUUAGUGCAUAUUUUCCAGCAAUUUCAUUAGCUACAGCCGUGUAGAUGUUUGAGAAACUAGUAUCUCUAUCCAGUGGCACUAGAGGCCCGGUAUAUAUGUUUAAUACAUCAUAGUGUCUGCAUAUUGGAGGAAUUUUGUUGUCGGGGCCAGUGAUAAUAGGUUAUAUUAUCUGUAAGACAGAUUUUUAAAAAAGAUGUUUGAACUGUAUUCUUUAGAAAGCUUACCUAAGGUGGCUUACAAUAAAAUAUAUAAAUGUGUAUUGGACCACACAUCUUUAGGGCUCAGCAAGCCUUUGAGUUACAGCUGGUGAAUGCUGGUCCACACAGGCCACUGAUUCACAUAGAUUUCCAAUUAACAAUCCCAGAGGAUGUGAGGGGCCAGUGAACUGCUCUGGAACUUGUCCAGAAUUGCUGUAUUGGCUGUUAAUCCACUCCUCUGGAAGCAGUCGGAAUAUAGGCAGAAGCGCAAGGAGUGACAAUUUUGUAGUGUAAAUAGGACAGAAUCCCUGCUGGUGAAGAACUUGUCUUCUCCAAAGCAGUGCAGUGACUACAGCACUGUGAUCUUCAGCCUAUAUGAGAAUGCUGGACUCAAAGAAGUAUCACUCAAAGAAGAAUGCUCACCUACACAGUUGGUUUCUGAUGCUCCUGAUGUAAGACUGAAAUUGGUUUUUUCAUUUUCCCAUAGGUGCUUCCAAACAUGGAAUAAUGGGAGGUGCAAUGCAACUAACAUUUAGGAGGUUGGCCUUUGACUAUUAUCCUUUCCACUGGGCAGGUAAGAACAUUCUGUGAGUCUCAUUUGUAAUUUAAACAGUGUUAAUGACUAAGAACUGGAAUUUUAGUCAGUCUACCUCAAUUUAGUUUUGUCAGUGCGCUGCUGCAAUAAACUUCUCUGGUACCAACAUUAUCCUAUCACCACCAUGGAAUGGAUAGGGAGAGGAGGGAAGGUGCACAAAAGAUAUGUGGAAAGGCAUACAUGGUCUUUCUGAUUGAGGUUUAUAGGUUGUUUUUAGCAGGGCUCAAUGUGCAGAACAUUGCGGAGGUUGCACUAAUUGCAACAACAUUCUUCAUAGCAGUCAUAAUACCAAGGAGCAGAAUAUAGUGAAUCCAAUGUUCAACAAAUAUGAUUUCUAUGGUACAGGAAUUCACUGUCAAGGGAAGAUUUGAAAGACCUGAGUGCAACAAGUUAGUAAUGGUUGUACUUUCAUUGUGCUAAAAAUUGUGCAGAAAUUCCCUGACAUAAAACAAUGAGCAGAGAUACAGCUUUGAAAAGCUUUUGAAUUUGAAACCCAAAUGGCAAAAUUUGUUCACCUGUGCGAUGAGUGGUACUAAAAGCAGACAAACUCUCCCAUCUGAAAACUGAACUAACAAGGAAAAACGAAUGCUUUGGCUGUUUGAGGAAGGUUAUGCAGAGUACAGUAGAGCAUUUGCAGAAUGGAUCAUUGUGCAGUUGAGAGACAGUGGUCCUUUCAAUAUUAACCUACUGUAUUAUUCAGGAGACAGCUGCAAACACUGGGUGCAGUAUUGUGAGGCCAUGGAAACCCGGGAACAGUGGGCAGAAAAGCUGGUGAAUGAAUUCCAAAGCAAGAUGGCAAAACAUGGUGAAAAAAUAAGCUCUGCCUUCUCCAAAACCACUGGAAAAGAUUCUCCCUUCAAAAAGAGACCAGGUAACACAAAAUACAUAUCCUUCAUACUUGCUUAAUCAUGAAUUCACCAACUUCUGGAGGCUUUUGAGAAGACAUGUGACCCUCAAAAUAUGGGUAACCCUGUGUUCUGUAAACUGCUGUUGAAUCCUCCACCUGCCACAGUUCUACAGUUACUAAUGUGCCAUGUUGAACAUUGUAAAAGUUAGGUCUGAGACCAGAAUAAAACAAAGGUGACGCCUAAAAUAAUGUCCUUACCGGUUUAAUUCUGGAAAGAUUUCUGAAUAGAGUUCCCCAAACCAACUUGCCAGGUCAGUUGUGUCAACAGCCUCCUCCCUCCUUUCCCAAGUAACCAUCUAAGAUAAGACAUGGGGCCAGCAGUUGUUCCAAGCUGCACCACCUCUUCUUGCCCCCAAGCCGUUGGCCAUUUCAUUUCGGGAAGGGGAGAAGGAAAAUUUACUUCCCUCCACCAACAUUGUAGCAUAUUGGAAUGUUAGAGAUUUGGCACGGAGUCUUUCAUCCACCGCCUUAGGGUAAGGAAGAGUUAGCCACCUUGUGGCAAAAGAGAACAAACCAAGUUUCAUGACCCACCAUGUAUUUUGUUUGAGGUUUACUAGGAAAAGAGUGGUUUCAAUUUCUACCUACUUUCCCCCCUCUUGGGUCUGGGAUCUGAGGGAGAUUGUGGGCAGAGGGUAUACUGCUGCUGCCUGAAUAUAAUUAGGGUGAAUGAGCAUUCUUUUGUGGAUGUGGGAAUCUGUUGCUGCAAUUUAUGGUGUGAUCAUUGAGCGCCUGCUCUAGACCACUUGAGGAGAAAAUUAGGGCUUCCCCAGCACCUGUGCAGGCAUUGGGAAAGGGGGAAGUGGUGCAAGGAACUCCAUUGUUUUUCUUUCUACAAAUUGUAGUGCAAAAUGAGAGCAAAGUUUCUGCCCUUUCUCUGAAACCUCUGGCAUGUACUGAAAAUGAGAGGGGUGACUGCGCUGGUCAAAGAUGCUUUGCUGCCUGAAGUAGGAUGCAAAUGGUCCUCCCUGGCUAGGGCCAACACUUAAAAAAGUUUUGUUGCAUCGCUCAGACACCAAUUCCUGCCUCUCUGUUUUUCUCCCUCCCCAAAUGCUACAUAGCAGGGCUUUCCUUAAUGGUAGUAGUCAGUGGCCAUGAUAAAUAAUAGCUGGGAAGUCAAGCCACAAUCUGUGGCUCCCUGCUUUUGAGUUUUCACCAAAGUCCCUGAAUCUAGAGUAGUGGGCAGGGUUUCCAAGAACCAUGAUUGGUUUCCUUUUUUAAGUACAAAUUAUUGAUUGGAAGAGCCUACUAUGUUUUCUCAAAGUAUUACAUUUUUUCCAUGCUGUGUUAUCUGCUUUGAGUCCAAUGUUCCAUAUCAAUACAGAAUUGGUGGGAGGAGGACUACCUUGUUAAAUUUUGUGUUUGAAAUAUAAUUUUGCCUGUUCUGAUGACUAAAAAAUGUCUUUAAGAUGGUCUUUCUAGUUCUCAAACAAGCUCACCAGAGAAAGGGAUACCUCAAGCAAGCAUGCCAUCACCUAUCCUAUUUGGACUCCAGCGGCCUGCAUGGAAUAGACUCCGAUCUAGCUGUGUGGUUGUCCGAGUUGAUGAUUUGGAUAUUCAUCAGGUACAGUUGUUGAUAGAGUAUCUGCUGCCGCAUUGUUACUUGCUCAUUCUUCCUGACUUGUGAACCAAAACAUAGGUUCAGACACUUGCUCACUUCUUUAUGCCUUUUAAAGUACAAAUGCCCAAUACAUGUUCAUUUUUUUAUUUGAUCUUAAACAAUGUCAGCACAAAUGUUGUUCCUUGGCUGAAAGUAGGCCUCUUAGUAAAUAUUUUCCAAUCUAAGCUGCUGCCUUUGUUGCCACAUGUUCCGGUGUUUGUUUUUCAAAGAAGCAAAUAGAUGAUUACUCUGCCUCAAAGGGAGAAAAUAUACUACUGUAAUAUGGUCAUAUAGUAUAUCAUUUUUUGCUAUCAGCUUGUUUGUGCUCACAUGUUUUUCAGCUUCAGGGCUCUUAAUUUUUGAGAUUCUAGAUUGAAAUAGUGCUUCAGAGAAACAGUUCUUCUGUCUUUUAGACCUUGGGCACCACAAGGCCAAAUCACUGUCUUCUAUUGUCUUCAGACAGUCAUUAUUUUUACUCUUGAAUGAGAAUCUACAACUCCUUGUUUUUCAGGUUUCCACAGCUGGACAACAUAGUAAGAAACCCUCAACCCUGCUCUCAUGUAGAAGGAAACUGCUGAAUCUUCCUGAUCAUACCUCAGCCAUUCAUAUUGAAUUCACUGAGUACUACUUCCCAGACAAUCCAGAUUUUCCAGGUAACUAUUCUACAUCUCCUCAGGAGUCUAUAGGCCAAACUAGAUGAUAAAUUACCUCCAUGUCUGUGCACUUGAAUGCAACAUUUUUAAAAUACAAAUUGCCAGCAUGAAAAUCCUUUGCCACUGCUAUUGUCUCAAUUCAAAUUGGUGCAAAGAAAUAGAAGCUCCACAAUGUGGAAAAGCCCCAUGUUAACCCAGCAUAAAAUACACCUAUGAGCCUACUGGACACCAAAACAUCUGAAGCACAUGGACAUUACAGCCACAGAUGACUUCUGGAAGUGUAAGCUGCCACAAGCAGGCCUAGCUCAACUCUUUUGGAACAGCCCAGUAUCAAACACUUCUGGGAAUGAGAAUAAUUUGGUGCUGGACCAAACCAUGUCAAAAGGAGACACCAUGUGGUAACAUACCUGUCAGGUGAAUCUUAUCAAAAGGUCAAGAUGGAUGGUUCCACACUAGCAGCAAAACGAAUAAUCAUCCAACACUGGAAAGUCUGGGCCACACCAAGCACAGAAAACUGGAUAUGAGACCUCCUGCAACUAGCAACCCUUCAGAAAAUUCUGAUCCAUAAACUGCUUAAAGAGUUCAGCUUCCAAGAGAUUUGGAGUACAUUUUUGGAACUAUUCACCGAGUAAUACCCACAAGCAGAAGAAGUGGGGGACACAACUUCUCCAACCUAACAGGUGUUUACAGAGAACCCCAACACAGCAUUUACACUCAUUAAUCCUAACCCCUCUCUGAGUGUGUGAUUCUGAACAGUGUAUAACACACCAAACAACUGGACAUUGGAAAUUAAAAUGCUAUAACUAUAAAAAAUGGGGUGCAGGGAGGGAGGAGAACUACUGUGUGUGUGUGGAAUAAGGAACUGUACUGUGAAAACCCUAAGAAACCAUAGAUUUUUUUAAUGGUGGCAUAUGAAAAGCUUCUGUUAACUUCAGUGGGAGCUUUUUUCCUAUGCAAAUGCUUGGAGUGGGGAAAUCAAUCUGAACUGAGACCAUUGUUGGGAGACAAAGGCUUAAAACCUCCCACACCAGAGUCCUGAUCCACACUGGGGUGUUUGUGUAUGUGCCAGCACUGCCAUUUUGUAUAAAUUAUAAAACAAAAAAAACAUGGUUUGCAUACAAAAGGUGUCCAGGUAGGACUGGGAAAGGACUCCUGUGUUCCCUAGCAAAUAACUACACUUGGUGGCACAGAUAUGGAGCUAACUUAUCGUAUAGUUUGGCUCUAUUUCUCUAAUUUACAAUAUUAUUUCUCUUUAUUUGCUUUUGCAUUCUGAGGAAGCUGAUCCUGUAUCUUUCUGCAGGUUUGGAAAUUUGCCUUAAGAAAGCCUAUGAGGAGAUUGAGGAAUCCCAACGUUAGUUUGGUCAUCAGAGAUGAGAGAAAUCUUCCUAGCUCAGUUCCCCUUUUUUAAAAAAUGUGUGAAGAAAAUGUGAAACCACUUCUUGUUUCUUCAAAGCAUUCCAACCCUUUGGAAGAAACUGUUUCAGUAAAUAAGAAAUGAUAACACAUUUUCACCCAGCCAGCAGAGAGGGAGAAAUGAAGUGCCAGAAGACUUUUGUUCCAAUGCAGAUUAGAUUAGAAACUGUUUGGGGGGGAGGCUUCCUCCUCCCCUCAUGCUUGCCCUGAGUGUUAAUCCCUUCAGCAACCCAUGCCUCAUUUCUUCUUUCCCUCACACUUAAUUAGAUUUUGCCAGUUUCUUUUCUUAAAUAUCUGCCACUAAUCUCUGAUAACAUUGUAUAUAAUAUGUGUUCCCUUGUGUGGCCUUUAUUUCACAGUGGGUGUUGUGGAGAUUUAAUUCCUGCAAAAUAUUUGAGCUAAUUGGAUGCAAAGUGACACUGGUAAUGGAGAGUGUUGUAAAUGGGAGGGAGAGGAGGUGAAAAGUCUCUUCUGCAUCCUGUUAUGUACUCACACUUACUGCUUCUGUCAACACCCUUCUACUUCUUGAAUCUCUGUUCCCUGUCCUGUGUAUUAUUGGAGGCAUACCAUUGUUUGAGCAAGGCAGGGAGGACUUGGGGAGCUUGGAUCUACCCUGCUUAUCUGAACCAAAGACAGCUUCAAGGCCCUGUGGAGGAGGUGAAUAAUUACCCCUCUCCCUUCCAGCCGAGAAGUUGUAUUCAUUCUGGAGGGAAAAGGAUGAAUCAUCGCUGCUUCAUUAUCUCUUUCCCUUUGCACCAUUCUUCAAUCCAGCAGCUUCUGCUUGGGGUGGUGGAAGCACAAGAAUACCUUUCUCAGCCAGAAUGGUAUGGAAGAAAGUAAAGGCAUGCACCCGAGGACAUAAACUGGGGUGUGGGCAAAACCUGUUUCCUACUCCUUGUGCCUUCAGUGAGAAGCAAGUUUUGCUUCCUCUCAGCUGGGUCCAAGAUUACAUCCCAUUUACUUUGCCCAGGAUGUUGUUGAAAACCAGUAAUACAGCUGACUUCAGAAAAGGAAUUGUCAAAUUAACUACAUGGAGUAAUCAAAACGAUAGACAUUGCCAGAGAGGUUCAGAAUGUAUCUGAUGGAUUUAAACUGGAAAAAGAAUGGCAGGGUCAUAGUACCGUAAUAGGCCCUUACAGAACCGUAAGGUAUUUCAAAAUGGAUUGUUGUAAGAGGCCAGAUACUGAAUUAGAUGUUGUGUUGUAACACACAUGCAGCUCUUAACCCACCCACCCCUUCUUUAUCUAGUGCUGCCAAAACUCCUGGAAAGCUAACUUGUCCUUUUUUCAUUCUCUCUAGUCCCAUGCCCAAAUUUGUACCUGCAGCUGAAUGGUUUGAUAUUCACUUUGGACACAGUAAGCGUGCUCUGGGUGAACAUGUUUUGCCUUGAUCUCUAUCGCAGUUUACAGCAUUUCAAAGCUAUAUACAAACUAGAGAAUUCUGGCAAGCAGGAUGAGCACAUUGAUGUCAGACUGGAUGGCUUCAUGCUCAAGGUAUUUUUUCUGCUCUAACUUGAAUGAUGUAAAAGGGAACUCAUGAGACAAGGAGGGCGGGUGGCUGAGGGGAACAACUUCUGGCUUUUUGAAAUUAUAGUCUUGCUAUUUAUCCUUCUCUAUGCAACUUGUGGAAGGUUGGCAGCUUUCACUGGUGCUAUUACUGAGGCAAAUCAUGAAAGUCCCUAGUUAAGAGGAAAGUACUAGUGCUUCAGUAAUCAGAAUAUGUAGCACAGUAUAGAAUAUUUGGAGGACAUCAGGUUGGGGAAGGCUGGCUCAGAGCCUUCUCACCAGUUGCAGUAAAAAUAUUUUACCAAACAUUGCUAUAGUUCCUUCAGUGUGCUAAACCAGAUCAAUUUCUGACUCAGCCAUGAAAUUAUUAAAAAGCUUUUUUUUUAUUAACAUCUGCCAAAGAAGGGAUAACUGUUAUGUUUUCAAGUUGAGGAUAUAGGAUAGUUUGCAUGUCUAUGUUGAUCAUUUUUCAUCUUUCCCCCUCCCCACCCCCAAUUGUUGUAGCUAAACAUCCCAGUGGAGAAGAAAGUGGUCGAUCACCGGGACCGUCCCCAAUUCCUAUCCAUUCGCGCAUCAGAAAUAACAGCUACCAACACAAGGCAUGCUCCACACUGCAGUUGUUUAGCCCUCCAGAACCUGUUCCGUAAAUUUGCUGCUUCAGAAUUCUUCCACUCCAGCUACACCCAGUUCCCUAAAUUUCAGGAUAACUUCAGCCUCCUGCACACCCUCUUUUUACGUCAUGCUUACCAAGUGGACACUAAAUCCCAGAAACAUGCAGACUUUCCCCUUUCCCUCGGCAAGUCAUCCGCUUCUGAAGACCUUUGGUCUUUCAAUUUCGCUGAGCUCUCAUUGGACUUUGAGGGAGCAAAGAGCUCAAAAGGCAAAGCCCUUAACUUUAUCAACCCAUUUCCACUCUGUGUCUGGGCCUGCCUCCCAAAGAGAUGGGAGGUCGCUCAAGCAUCAGUGCCGCAUGUCUCUUCUGCCUCACCAGCUAAAAUCAAACCUUCCGCUAGCUUUAGUAAUCAUGCCAAACAUCAGCACCUUUCCAGAGAAGAGCAGUUCUGCCAAAGAUCAAAGACUGAGCAGGAUUUGAAAAGCAUCUACCUCGCCCCAGAGACAAAGGAAGUCUUGGAAGAAGAAAACCACAUUGUUAAUGGUGAAGGAAAUGUUGAUGAUGUGGAAGUAUCUGCAGAUGUCCAUGUUCUUCUGUAUUCAAGUGCACACAUGAAGGUGCGACUUAACCACUACCAGUAUUUGAUGCUACUUAGGAUGAAAGAAGUUCUGUUGACAUUUCAAGAGCAGUUGACCCAAGACACUCAGGAAAUAAUUGGGUCCCCUCUAGAUUCCAUAAGCACUUGUAUGGGCGUCAUGUUCGGCAGUGCUGAGCUGGCCUUGCUAAUGCAUCCCACUCCAGAUUCUGCAUUGGAACCUAGGUCUGUUGACUCAGAUACUACAAGCCUUAUAGAAUCUGAACUCUCCCCUUCAGAGAGCAGGGAGGGACUGGUUGCUGAAGGCGGAGAGCUGAGAUCGGACGCUAGCUCAGAGAAGGAAGAUGGCAGCCCCAUGAAAGUACUAGAAGAUAGUGGAAUUGAGAGCACAGAUGGUGUGGUGGCAUUGCAAGAUGGAAUGCUAAAAUCCCAGAGUGAUGGAGCCCUAGUAGGAGAAACCGCAGUAGAACGAGGUCCUAUAGAAGAAGCACAUGAAGCUGAAGAAGUCCUUGGUGCAGAAAGACCAAGUGAGCUUGAAAAUUUUUCUCCAACUCCUCAAGGUCUUCCUUCUAGCCCAUCUUCCUUUGUAGAUCCUUUAGGUGGCAUACAAGUCUCUCUAAAUGGACAAGAGGAGCUAAUCCCUCUGAAAAGCAUGGAGCUGGAGUUAUCUAGUGCACUGCAUAUAACUAAGGGUGCCACCAAGGAAGCCUUGCAUGUGACCAUGGACCUCACCAAAGAGGCUAUGUCAAUGACAAAAGAUGCUUUCAGCUUAAGUAGGGAAAAGAUGGCUUCCACAAUGCAGAAGAUGUUUGUCCACCCCCAAAUUAAGUGAGUAGUUUUCUAAUCACCUAAAUAGCCAUUCUGUAAGUGCUUUGAUAGUGGCUUUUCACACUUGAGUUUGCUUUAUAGUGUUGGGAAUAGUUUUAUGGAAAGUAGAAUAAAUGCCAGAUAAACCAGUCUUAUUUUGCCGAUUACAGAAAUCAAAGGUCUCCACAUCUCUUGUAAUUUUUUUCAUUCAAAGUACACUCAAUUCCAAGGUAGAUCAUCACCUGGGCAGGGAAAUGCAGAUGAUAGAGCUAGCCUACGAAGAUGGGGAAAUGGCUCAGUUCUCAAUGGCUGCCAUUGACUUUUGUGAGAUAAACAUGUAACAAUUUGGGAUUCACCAGAGAGUGGACGAAGCCUGACCUUCAUCCCAGAUACUUGGGUCACUGGAAUAGGAGGUAGAAUCAGCCACUAGCCAGAGGUGGGGAACCUAUAGCCCUCCCGAUAUUGUUGUACUAGCACUCAAAUGAUACCCAACCAUGGGCAUUGCUGUCUGGCCCUGAAGGGACUUGUAUUCUGUAGGACUCCCUGGGAUAGCUCAGCCUGUAGAGCACAAGACACUUAAUCUCAGGGUUGUGGGUUCGAGCCCCAAGUUGGUCAAAACAUUCCUGCAUUGCAGGGGGUUGGACUGGAUGACCCUUGUGCAGUCUUCCAACACUACAGUUCUAUUAUUCUAAUAUCUGGAGAGCCACAGGUUCCCUCGCCAGCUCUAUCCCACUAGUGUCCUCAAACGCACCUUCUUUAUUUUGCUCUUAUGUAAGCAAGUGGUUCCCAAUAGAGCACUGCAUAUAGGAAUAAUGUCAAGAUGGCCACGAGAGAAAAAUGUGUUCAUCCAGUUCUGACAGAAGAUGGCUUAGCUUGCAAUAACAGGGAAGGCUGUGGGCAGGGAGUUCAAUUUAUUUCUUUGUACAAAGCAUCUUGUGCCACACUCCCACCAAUAUAUAGCUCCUCUUGGUGUGUACCAGCUGUCAUAAUGAUGGGCAUCUUUCAAUUAUAAUUUUGCAUCUAAUCCAGUAAUACCAAACAGCUUUGAUCUGUCCUUGUUAGGGAUCCCACACCGAAGACUGAAGAGGGGCCGUUGACUCCAGUGGGAGGCAGUAGUGGGCGAAUGCGUUUCUUCUCCAUGAAAAGGACUGCCUCCCAACAUUCCUUUGAUACCAGCUCUCUAGAUGGCAGUGGUCCUGAAGAUAGGUUGUCGGUGGAUAGCGAUGGCAGUGAUGGUUUUGUGAUGCUUAUAGAACCUGGUAAUGAGAAUUAACUUGCACCCCCCCUUAUAAGUUAUAAAAUACUUGGGUUUUUUACUUGAGGGUAUAAUUUGUACAAAAACAGCAUUUGUGUAAUUAAAAGACACUUUUUAAUAACUAGGUGGGAUGGAUUGUGGGAAAUUCAUCGUAGAAUUGGUGCGGUGACGUUUGGAGAAGGGGGUUCUAAUGCAAACUGCAGGCUGGAUCCAAGCUUAGCUUUCGGUGAAUGGAAGGGCUUCUUCUACCCACUGAAGUCUUUUGAUCCUGUGGAGAUAUCCCCUGCUCAGCGCCUGAGGGCCCCAGUCCUGCCACUCACCACCUGGCCUAGGGCGGGGCCUGACAGGCCUAUAAGAACUGCUGCCGCUGCCGCUGCUGGGCAGAGAGGGCUCCAUUUUGUUUUGUUUUUGUUUUUUGUUUAAAUUGCUUUUUUUUUACCUAUGUCAUUUUAAACUGUGAUAUUAAUGCUGUAUUCUUAGUUUUAGAUUUUGAUUUAUGUGGAAAUUGUUUCCCAUUUAGUUGUGUAUUUUUUUAUGUGGUUUAUUUAUUGUUUAUGACUUUUGUAAUUAUGUAAAUCUUGUCAUGCUGUAAGCCGCCUUGAGCAUUGUUUUUUUAACUGUGGAAAGGCGGCAUACAAAUAAAAAAAUGAUGAUGAUGAUGCUGGUGGAAGAGGCAAUUUUCAUCUAUUUCCCCUUCCCCUUGCAACCCCCCCCCCCCCCGUCUCCCAGAAAUAUUCGCCAAAGGAUUGGAAAUGCUGUGGAACAGCAUGGGGAGUGGUGCUGAGCACUUCAGAGGGAAAUAAGCAAAAAUUGUCUCCCCUGCCUUCCACUAAAAUGUUUAGUAAAUUGCCUGGCAUAUAAGCUCUUACUUAGAAAUGCAAUUUUCCUUAUGGGGCAUUUACGUUUUUAAAAUUAAUCCAGUCCAAGUGUGUAGUUUUUUUAGAUGUUUCAGGAUUCUGUUACUGAACUUCUUGAUUUUUCUUCAGAGUCUAGCCUGGAUCCUCUUACCCCUGGGCACAUUCCCCAAGUCCUUGAUGAUGCAGGCCACAGGUCAAGCCCAAUGGCAGAUGAGGAAAGAGAAUCAACAUAUAUCAACAGCUCAGCUUCUCCCAGCGGACCAGACACCAGCCCCCAGAUGGUCAGAUGUCAUCUCUUUCUUGUUCUUUUAAAUAUUAUUUCCCUGAGGAGUUAGAGAGAGAGAACAACUAGGUUGCAGCACUCAUUUGUUCUAUGGCUUGCUGUUUUAGGUAUCUGUCUCAGUGUUGAAAAUGAAAGAAGUAAACUGUGUGAUAGAGACGAAAGGAGAUGAUAUGGGACUUGCCCUUCAGGUUAUGGAGCUAACUCCUGCGCACCUAGGAAAUCUAAGUAUGUGGCAGUUUCUGCAAGGUGACUUCACAGGUAUGUUACUGACCAAGGUAAAGUUCAGUAGCUUUGAUGCAUGUGCAGAGAUCUGUUUUUGCCUGUACAAUACAAUCAGGAGUCUUGGUGCCUAUGUGGGGUGUUUGCCUUCCAGUCUUACAUAGAAGGAAAGAACCCACUAUUUUUUUUGUACAAACUUCUCUGGGAUAUAGAUCUACAACUCUGACUUCUAGGUUUUGUGAUAGGUUUACACAAGUGCCCCAUCUUGCUCAAGUUUGUCAGCACUGACUGGCAGGUGUGUCCAGGGUUUCAGGCAUGAGUCUUUUCCCAGCCCUAUCUGAAAAUACCAGAUAUUCAACCUGACACAUUCUGUAUGCAAACCACAUGCUCUACCACCGAGCUGUGUCUCUUUCCCCAAGCUGAAGUAUUAUUCACUAUUUCCUGUCUUUUCUACCAAUAGGAGGCACAUGAUUCUGCUGAACAGUUAAAAAUGUAAAAAGGUGGAAUAUGUGUGGUGAAGAAGGCAGAAAAAGGCUGGGGAAAGGCCAGGGACAAUUUUUAAUUUUUUUAAAGAGAUGCUGUGUCCUCAUCUCUAAUAUUGAGUGUGUCAGGAUGUGGUUAAUGAGAGGUAAGGGACAAUGCUAGAUUUCAGAAGGUGGUGUAGAUGUAAGACAGCAGUGUGAUGUCUCUGGCAAAAUUACGUGGCUUCAGACUCUUAAAAUGGAUUAUUUUAGUAGCACAAGUUUCCAUUUUAAAAAUGGAAUUGAACUUAAAGUGGGCCCCUUGUUGUAUCUCUUUUGGCCACUAGAGAGCACAAGAUAUAAUAGGAUGGAAUUAAGCUGGUAAUAUCCUUGGGAGGACGGGGUAUUCAAAAGAAUAAUAGUUAGAGAGGGAACCUUAGUUUGAGAAGCCAGUUUUACAAAGCUCAGGGCUCGUUAUCAAAGAGAACUUUCAUUUUGUAUAAAUAAAGCUGAAUGCUUUAGAUAAUCAAAUACACAUAAAUUUUCCAUUAAUAUGACUGCUGAAAGCAAGUAAAUAUAUCCAGUUAGAUGAGAGCAAGCCCCACGGAACUCACGGGGGUUUACUUCUGUGUUUAUGUUACAAGAUUGCCCUGUAAACUGUUUGGGGUCAUAUUAAAUUAUUCCAUCUUCCAUGUCUGUAGUUGUGAUUUCUAUUAGGGAGGCUAAUAAUCCAAGGCAAAAUUGAUUUAAUCUUGCUGCUUGGAGCCUCUGAACAGUAAUAGUGCCUUCCACUAGCUAAGGUGUGGCUAACCUUUGGCCCUUUUAGAUCUCGCUGAACUACAGCUGUCUUCAUCCCUGACCAUUCCCUAUGCUGACUGGGCUUGAUAAGAAUCAUAAUCUAACAGUUUUUGUAGGGCCACAGGUUUCCCAUCCCUGCGCUAGCUGAUAGAAUUAAUGGCAUUAGUUAAACAGUUUUAGUAGGGGGAGAGGAUGGGAGAAUUAUCAACAUUAUAAGCUAUAGAAUACUGCUGCUAUAACCACCUUAUACUUUUAGGAGAGCUAAACUCGGAGAGACCUCAAACCAGUGAAACUAACCUGACCCAGCCUGAAGUGUCUUUACAAUAUGAAAUAGGACCAAGUGCUGCAGUGCAUUCACCUCUGGCUGUUCAGAAUGGUUUUUUCCACAUGCUGAUUCAUAGCUAUCGUGCAGAGCUCCUGACAUCCUUUGUUUCCAGCCUUGGACCCUUCCUUGAGGAUGAGGUGAUCCCUGAAGUUAUUCCCAUGAAGAUUGAAAUUGUGGACACCAAGAUUACACUGAAGGUGGGAGAGAGAGUGUGUACAUUAGCUUUAGAAUGUAUUGGGAGGAAGUGUAGAUAUUACUAUGUAUGUUUACAUUUUCAAGUAUACAGUGGUACCUCAGGUUAAAUACGCUUCAGGUUACAUACGCAUCUGGUUACACACUCCGCCUACCCAGAAAUAGUGCUUCAGGUUAAGAACUUUGCUUCAGGAUAAGAACAGAAAUUGGGCUUCAGCGGCGCAGCGGCAGCAGGAGGCCCCAUUAGCUAAAGUGGUGCUUCAGGUUAAGAACAGUUUCAGGUUAAGAAUGGACCUCCGGAACGAAUUAAGUACUUAACCCGAGGUACCACUGUACAGAGGAACAAGUAUUGCUGAAAAAGAAUGAACAUUCCUGCGUCACUGUCCUUUUAGUGUUCUUCAGGAAUGUCAGUAAACAUGUGAACAGGGAUUACUGGUAGACAUUGUAUUUUCAGUCUUCCACCCCCACACCCCCACACUCUAACCCUAUUAAGAUAGAAACUUGGAUCAUGUGGUAGAGCCCUCAGAAUCUACCUCUUUGAUGUUUUGUCAUGAGUUAUGUAACUAGCACUGUGAGUUGUUAAAAAUUUAACAGGUGACCUCAGAAGACUGCUAAUUGCUCUUCAUUCUGGGAACUGAUAACAAGGGCAUUCUUAACUCAUGACAUCAGUCUUGUUCAGGUUUCUUGAUGGCCUCUUUCAGCCUUGGAAAGGCAAGAUACUGAAAAUAAACAAAUCUUGUGUGCUUUGCUUUCCUCAGUUAUAAUAUAGGCUUUAAAAUAUUCCACCACCCUUUGUAAAAUUCUGUAUCAUACAAAAGGAACCAUUAUUACCUGAUUAGAGUGCAGUGGUAUCUGAAGCAAAGGAAACUUUGGAGUACAUCUUCUAAAUCACUUCGGAUGUGUAAUAAAUGAAAUUUUAUAGGCCGAAAUCCUCAGGACCAUGCACAAUCUAGCAUACGUACGCAGAGUCUUUCCACUUUCCAAUUUCAAUUAGUCCCUUCAAAAGCUGAAUUCAUAUCUGUAUUUCUGGGUCCUUUACCUUUACCUUUUAGCUUUUACAGUGGUACCUCGGGUUACAGACUCCGCUAACCCAGAAAUAAUACCUCGGGUUAAGAACUUUGCUUCAGGAUGAGAACAGAAAUCGGGCUCUGGCGGUGUGGCGGCAGCAGGAGGCCCCAUUAACUAAAGUGGUGCUUCAGGUUAAGAACAGUUUCAGGUUAAGAACGGACCUCUGGAACGAAUUAAGUAUGUAACCAGAGGUACCACUGUACAUAUCUAUAGUGGCAUUGCACUACAGAUGGCAGCAAAGAGCUGCCGCCAAAAGUUAACUGCAUCUUCCCUGCUCCCAGUCCACAUAUAUGGAAGCAUGGGCAUCAUUAUAUUCUGACCUCGGACUGGGUUUGAUCUUCCAUUGUAUUAUAAUAAUGCUUUAUUGGGAUAGGGUAUGGAAAUGCUUGCAUUGAAAAUAUGGUUUCUGCAAAAAUUGGAGAGAAUAAUUUUUAUAGCUAAUAUUCUUUGUUUUGCAGGAUGACACUCCUCGAAUAUACCCUACUUCUCCUGGUCCUGUGCCUUUAAUCCUUGCAGUGGACCACGUUGUUGUUUGUUGUGAUGAUGAUGGAGUAUUCUGUAUAAAAGGUCAGUGCCAUGAAUGGCAGUAGCAGUGGCUGGAAGAUGCUGCAGCUAAAACAGCUAAGCCUGCUAGAACCUUUAACCCACCCCCAGCUUCCUUUUUGUUGCUACCAGUACAUUGAGAUGAUUAAUAUGGCAUUUAAGUGAUGUGUAAAAUAUUUAUUGGGAGACUAAAAUUGCAAUGUGCUGUUGGAUAUUGCUGCUCAGUUAUUUCCCUCCCUUAUCUUCAGUUUCUCAUUCUGAAAAAACAUUGGAGCCUUUAUCUUAACAUCCACAUCCUGCAGGUUAUUUCAUCAUACUUGUGUUUUCUGCAUGACUUUUCAGUUGCACAGGGGGGAGGAUCUUCUAUGCAGAAGAGGCUUCAGAAAGAUCUUAAGAAACAGCGGAGAAUUUCUGCAGUUUCAGCAGGAACCAGUGAUGAACUUCAGGUAUGCCAUAUCUUAACAGCUUGCAGUCACUAAAGGAAAAGGGAGGGAAAUACAAGCCCCUACCUGCAUGUUUAUUUCCUUGCUAAUGUACUUACAAAUAUCAGCUCUUGUGUACUCAUUUCUGGAUAUCUCAGUUUCCGUUCCCUUCCCUCUUUUCACAUUUCUUUGCAGAAGCAAAGGCAAGCAUGUCAUUUGCUGAUUUUCAGAGACAGCACUGUAGCAUUUCUUGCAAAGAAUGCUAUCUGAAGCAGGAUUUUGAAUAGAUACAAUAUUUAUAUUCACCAGUUAUAAUGGAAUAAUGGAAUAAAUAUUAAUACAUAUAUCAAAGUGAUUAAGAGUGUAACAGAUAACACUGAUGGCAACAAAAAAAGAGGAAAGAACGUUCUAUUAUAACCAUCUUGCAUUAUGACUUCAAACACUCUUCAUCAACACAGUUGGUUCAUGUUAAUGUAUGAAUAAUAGAAUCAUUCAGUCUCUGGUACCCAAGACUGCGGAGUUUUUUUGAAAAUGGCUCUGGCAAUAGUAGGAAGCAAGCUAGCAUACUGGGCCACUUCAUUAGUAAUAAAUGCAUUCUUAUCCUGAUUAAUGGCCUUUCCCUCCUAUAAGGGAAAUUACAAUUAACUUACUUGCAUCAUGGUUGUAAGAAAUGACCAAAAUAAAGAAAUCUGAAUUGUGAACUACAUCAAAAAGUGCUGUGUCAAUAGUAAUAAAGUAUUUGCUUUUUAGAGGAAAACAUCCAAUAUAAUGCUAGCUUAUAAUGUUUCCCUCUAAAAGACAAUUACUUUAGCAUUUUAUUAUUACUUUUUAGUGUUUCUGAGGCUGCAGAUUUAUUUCAAAAACAAUAAUUCAGGAAAAGCACUAUUAAUAUUGUAGUUUCCGCUGUGAGCUGUAUUGUUGUAAACCUUCUCUGCUUAUAGUAAAAAUCAACAAAAUCUGGCAGUUCAAUGUACUGUUAAAGUUAAUAGAUAAGCAGUAAAGUGAACUAGGAACCUGUGUACAUAUCUCCAUGUAUAAAUCAGAGUCCCAGAUAAUUUUCUGCCAGUUUUAGGCUUGUAAAACCUGCUGCAUUUUCUUUUGCAAUGUCUACUUUGCAUUCUUUUAAGUGUGUGUGUGAAGGUUCUUUUCCUGUGCUCGCUCCACUCCAUAUUUGAGGACUCCUUUUUGCAGGCAUCCCCAAACCUGGCCCUCCAGCUGUUUUGGGACUACAAUUCCCAUCAUCCCUGGCCACUGGUCCUGUUAGCUAGGGGUGAUGGGAGUUGUAGUCCCAAAACAGGUGGAGGGCUGAGUUUGGGGAUGCCUUCCUUUUUGUCACACAUGAGGCAACUGAAUAAUGCAAGAGGAACAGAUUUGAGUAGAGCAGUGAUGGAGAAACACUGAGUGGGAAAAUGUGGUAGUUUUAAACAACAAAGAUUUGAAUGGAACAGGAGAAAGGAAAGGGGAAAAGUGGGGGUUUAAAACAAGAUUUGAGUACAGUGAGAAGGGAAUUGAGAGAGGCUUUGUUGCGUUAGCUUUUUGGUGUUUGCCUCUGUAUUGUACCCAUCUGCACUAUUUCUUCUUGUUAAAACUUUUUUUUAAAGCAAUUCCUCCAUGUUCUUCUUUCUGAUCUAUUCAAACCUCUUCCAUUAUUUUAAGCCACCACGUUUCCCGUCUUCUUUGUCUCUCCUUUCUUGCUUCUGUAUCACAGCCACUGAUGUUAUGCAAUCUGCCUUCUCUUCCCACCAUCCCCCAUCUUGCUGUGUCUUCAGCAAAUCCAGGAUUGUGAUUUGGUGCUACAAUUCCUGCAUUAGGUGCUGCAUAAUGACAAGACUAGUGCAAAUAUAGUAUGGGGGGGCGGUGUAUAGACACAAACAGGCACAUCCCAAACAAAUAGGUAUUGGUACAAAAUAUGAUGCUGUUUUGCAUUAAAUUUUAUUUUAAAGAUGAAAGAUACUGUGGCCUUUGCAUUGUGCAUUAAAAAUCUUAGCUGCACAUGGACAUCUGGCUGGCCUCUGUUGGAAACAGGAUAUUGGACAAGAUAAGCUCAUGGUUCUUCUUAUAUGCUGAUGCUGCUAUUGAUGGGCUAAUAUUCAGUCUUGGUGAAUCUAAUGUUGAUUAUUAUUUUGCACAUAAUUUGAUUUAUAUGCUUACAUUACAGUUUGAAUAGUAAUAGAAAAAUUAAAACCAAAAGCUGGGCAGCAAAAUCAGGGAUUACUCUACAGAGAACUGUGCUCAGAUAUUCAGGAACUUGAAUAAUGGUCCUUGAUUGCAAUCUGCUUUUCCUUUCUUGAGACCAACCCACAAAGUGUGUGUGUGUGUGUGUGUGUAAUAUGAACCACUUUUUAAUUUGAUGAAGCACUUAAUAAUUUCUGAAAUAAGAAUAACUGCAUUAAAAACAAAGUCCCUGAAAGCUAAUAGCUAUUAGACUAGACUAUCGGCAAGUACUCCUGCUGGGGAAGUCAUCUCUUUGAAUAAUAUAGGUAAAUGCCUCACUAUCCAAAUUGUGUCUUGCAGUUCACAGCUUGAAAAAUACUUUAUCUCUCUUCACCCCCACCCCUGCUCCUUAUUUUGUCUUUGUAGCUAAAAGAAGUUCCAGCUUUGGAGAGAGAGCUACAGGUCACAAAAAAAGCCCUUGCAGAAGCCAAUCUGGACAAAAUACGCCUACUACAGGAAAUAAGGAAAUAUGAUCCUCUCUUCCAGCUUUGACAGCAGAGGACUGAGCUACAGAUGCUCAGGGCAACCAGAGAUCACCAGCAGCAUAAAAAAGCUUGCUUGUUACAUUACAGCUACCUAGGCCAUCUUCAAUGCAGAGUAACUGCCUUGAGGAGCAGAAACAGUGUGCCAUUACAGAAGAUGGAACAUGGAAAUGGACAGGCAGUGAGGAAACGUGGGAAUAUGAUGAUCUGGAGUGUUUGUUUUGCAGCCCAUGUCCAGAUAGCAUGAAACUACACUUCAGCUGAAACAUGGCAGCAUUGAAUCUAAAAGCUGCAAAGCCAAACAAGGAAGAACUAGGUUUCUGUCCCAUUCAAGUUGUCUAAAAGUGGUGCUGAAAAAUGAAUAAUCUUUCUCAUCAUCUGCUUCAUUCCUGCUUGAGGUGAUGGGUAGCAUUGGGGACAUGUAUAUUAUACACCAAAACAGUAAGGGUCAGUCUUCUUUGCUGAAGCAUUGUCAACCAUUGAAAAUAAAUUUCAUGGAGCUUUGGUGCAGCACCAUGAGCCUGAGGCAUAGAAGAACGAGGGGUGGGGUACAGGCUGAGCACAGGAACGGGUGCUAGGAACAGAAAGUAUAAAAUUAAUCAGGCCUGAUAUGGGUUUUGGUGGCCGCAGUUUCCCAUUAAACUGUUCCCCCACCCCUUGUCUUUUCCAGUAAGACACUUUGAGUGGAGCAUUUCACUAGCCUUCCUCCCACUUCUUCAUAAGCUCAGUUGACCUUCACCAUUGCCUUCUUGCAGUAUCACAACCCUUACUGGGUUUAAUUUAAUGAAAAGCUGCAAAUGUCCUGUCCUUGACAGCUGAGACAUGUUGGAAGCACUUUUCCUUUGCAUUACACUACACAGAUAAGCCUGGACAGCACAGAGGAAGUGGGUUCUGCCAAUUCCCUCUAGAUCAUGCACUGCCCUUAGCAGUUCAUUUGGUAAAUGAUGAACCGCAAACUAUGCUGCAACUUUCUGUAAUCCAGAUUAAUGCUGGUUGAAAUUGUUCUAGUGUGCGAUUAUGUAGAGUGGCUAAACGCUCAACCCUUUCUUCUUUCUGCUGUCACUCGUUGUUUGCUAUUUGGAAUGAAUGAAACAGCAAUUAAGCUCUGGAAGAGGCUUGGCCAAUGCUAGUUUUCUUGGAUGUUUCCAUAAAGAAGUUGUGUCCAAAACAAUUUUAGAGGGGAUUUUGCUCUGAAGCAGUUUUAACAAGGCAUGAUGAAGCCUACAUAGAGGGAAAAGGUAAUAGCAAGGAGGAAAGAAUGUCUCCAGGGAUUCCAGCCUUAGAUGCAGCCUGUAAAUUAGCACAAUAUGACUCUCCAAGCAGUUAAAGCCAGUCUCGGGCAAGUAAACACAGUCUAUCAAUUUACAACAGAAGGCCUAUGCUUGCUCACUAUACAUAAACUACCAUAUUGAAGAUUACAGAAAUUAGAUGUUAGUUAAGCCUCUAAUGAAUGACAAGCUUAUAAUGAGUUCUGUGCCUAGUUGAAUUAUUAUUCUAUUAUUUAUUGAAUUUAUAUACCACCCUAUACUUGGGGGGGGUGUCUCAGGGCAGUUCACAGAAUAAAAUCAAGAUAUAAAAGCACAAAAUACCUAACAAAAAUUAAAAAAACAACCCAAUAGCCUCCCCCCUCCAAAAAAAACCCCACAUUUUAAAAGGGCAUAGGGUGUAAAUCGUGAAGGUAUAUUGUACAACACUCCUGGAACUGGGGAAUGAGCAAAUGUGUGAAUGCUAACUCACACUUCUCACACUCCACCACCAGCCAUUUUGUUCUACUUUUUAAAAUUUUGUGUUUUCAUUUAUAAACACACAACUCAACAAAAUGUUAGUUGUUGGCCAGUCUCUGAAACUGACUUUUUAAGAAAACAGCUAUACUGUACAUCCAUGUCCCUAAGAAGCAUAUGAGACCCAGUAGAGCAAGGAUGGGGAACCAGUGGUUCUCCAGGUGUUGCUGGACAAAAACUCACAAGAACCCUGAUUGUUGGACAUGCUGGCUGGAGGUCGAGUCCAGCAACAACUGGAGGACCACAGGCUUCCUGCCCCCACAGUAGGAAAACAAAUGUGGAAGAGUGGUGGCAAGCUCUCUUGUGAAGUCCUGCAAGAUUAAACUAGAUAAUACAAUCCUGUGCUACACUCUACCAAAAAAAGCCACCCAUAGCAUCUGACUUUUCGUACCUUUGGAUAUGACUACAUUUAAUACUUUUGUGGGUUAGUCUUUGUAGUGUGUUAAAACACUAUUUUAAUGUUGUAUGGAUGCAAAACAAACUGAUGAUACAAUAUGCACUACAUUCUAGCAACAAGAAGGGAUUGCCAAUUCUUCCCAAACCAUAUGCCUAGAUGCAAAUUCAAAGGCUGUUCUUGUCUUUGUGAAUGAUUAGGCUGAUGUACGGUAUACGUGCCUGUGCUGACUUUUGGUAGUUUUUAUCCCUAAAAAGAAAAUGUAGCUAUAACAUAUAGGCCUGAAUGUGUUCUUACACAAUUUUCAAAAAGUGGUUAAUUUUAGAAUAUUAAAACUGGAGACAUAAGAAUCAUGCUUAAUACAGGUAUACAUAGAUGUGGCUGCUAAAAGUAUGAUAUGGAUUAAGAUUGGUCAGAUAAGAGGAAUUAGUGGGUUUAGUUUAAGUCAAGUAUCUUACAUUUAGGGAAGAAGUUUCUACUACUGCACAUGUUGGAUUAGUCAGACUGGGUUAAAGUGUCAAAGAUAUUUAAAGGCUAACCAUACACACGACUGGUUUGUUUUUAUUUUUUUUAAAUAAAAUCACAAAUCAUAACAGUGGAAUAUGUACCAUAAAUAGUCUGAGUUAUGUAAUGUCCCAUCAAAGCUACAGCCUAUAUUAAUAUAGAGUUCAGAACAAAAUGGAGCAUGAAGAGGGUAAUGGGCUAUAACAUAAUAAGCAAUCUUGCUGUAAAUUAGUAGUGUUUUAAUGGUUAACCAAUCUUAUCUAGUACUUAUUAAACAGUUUGUAGCUGGAGGCAAUGCCAUUCCUUAGCUAUUGCUGCAGAAUGCAUCUUUUUGUGUCUGACAUCUGCUUGUCUGCCUUGAUCUGAUUGCCUUGGAGCAGUCACUGUGUGACCUUCACUAUGUGAAUCAGAGAGCAGCUUAAAACAAUUUUUGUUCUGAACCGGGGCGGGGGGCGGGGGGAGAGACUCUGUCUUCAGCUGCCUCAGAUAAUUUGCUAGCCCUCAAGGCUAGCAACGGGCUGCUGUACUCCAGAAAGCUUUGCCAGCUGUGCUGUGGUGCUGUCACUUUCAUUAAUUCAUCAGUGGUGAUUUCUGCAUAUCGGGCUGCAUGUGCUGUAGCUUCUGCUUGUUCAUUUUCUGUGCAGUGAACUAUUGCUGAUGCCUUUUUCCUAAGGCAUCCUAUUUAAAACACUCCCUUCAAUCCCAAGCCACACACUGGAGUAAGCAUGAAUCACCCUCUCCAUAUUGGAAAAUGCCCAAGUGGGAUAGCCCUUCUUUAAUGCAGUGGCAGAAAAACUCUAUUAAAAGAGUAGUAUGUAUUACUGUUGGCUCCUAUGUAUAAGACCACUCUUGCCUAAUGAACAGAACUGUUUUUGAAGUCUGUAAAAUUUAUCUUUAUGGGGUUGACAGUGCAGUUCAUACUAUUUGUAGUAUAGUACCAAAACACACCAAAUACAUACAUCUUAAGUAUAGUCAUGCACUUUCUGUGAAUUCAACAAGUAAACAACUAGUUGUUAAGUGUACUACACAUAGAGUAUUUUCCCCUACAUGCAGUUGCUGAUCAUGCAGUCCAACAAACCUGAACUUUCAGUAAACAAUUCUGCAUAUGCAUAUCUUCUAUUGCUAAGAAAGAAGCAAAAUAGUCUUGGCCAUGGUUAGAUUUUAUAUAGGCCACCCACUGCUUUUUCUUAAAUUGAAUGCUAAAAAAUAAAAAUCUUAUCUUUUGUUGCAAAAUGCAGCAUGUUAAAACAUGAAAAGGCAAAUGUAUAAGAAUGGUACACAGAAUUUAACUGCACAAUGCAGUUCAUGUAUUUUUAUCCUGCUGAAAAUAGUUUUUUUUAGCAGUUUCCAGUAUCUUUUGGGGUGCUUAAAAUAAGGCAAAGCAUAGAGAAGAUAUACUGGUAUGUUAAGUUUAUGGUGUGACUUGUUUGGUUUUAAUUACUGAUGGUAGGAAGAGCCUUGCUUAUCAGCUUACUGUGGUGGGCAUGGACCAGAUGCUUCCCCCCAACUGAGGAUUAAUUUAUUCCUCUAUGUUUACUACUGGAAUAGGGAGGAAAUCCACUGAAGCUGAUACCGAGACGCUGGACUACUAAACUGCAUUGCUGUUCUGUUCUUAAAGACACUCCCUUUUUUCAGUGCUAUAUUUAAAUGUAAAAAGAAGUGAAGAGCAAGACUUACUACUUUGUAAUACCGUAACUUAUACACCAAGGGAUUCUUACUUGUUGCAAGGCUCUCCUAGUUUCUUGUGGCUCCUGCUGUAACUAUGACCAGGAAUGCUACAAGCACAGGUAGAGUACUGGGUACAAGGCUGACUUGAAUCUAAACUAAAGCAUUCAACCGUAUUGGAUUUUGCUGCAAUAUACUUUUUCCUCCUUUGAUUGUAUUGGUUCUGUGAACCACUUCUGAGUUAUAAAUUAAAUUGAUUAACUCUG